Messenger RNA from Nematostella vectensis (starlet sea anemone), 49591 nucleotides. RefSeq lists its product as uncharacterized. The transcript has 210 exons. Bases 151 to 49218 code for a protein of 16355 amino acids. Gene Ontology annotation, molecular function: calcium ion binding. The record is from RefSeq and is a predicted model, not a curated record. Lineage: Eukaryota; Metazoa; Cnidaria; Anthozoa; Actiniaria; Edwardsiidae.
UACCAGAAAGUGAACCUCGCAUUUGUCGUCGAUGGAUCAGCUAGUGUUGAAUUACAGGGAGCUGGUAACUUCGGCAAGCUGAAAGAGUUUGUCAAGAGACUCGUUGGCUCAUUCAAGAUAAGCACCGACGAUGCACACAUUGCGCUAGUGAUGUACUCAACAACCGCCAAGACAGAGUUUACUUUGAACAAGUUCUCCAGCGUUUCAGAUGUGCUUGCGGCGAUAGAUGCGUUGACAUACCCAUCAGGGUCUUCUUAUACUGGCAAAGCGCUUGAGAUGACCAAGACUGAGAUCUUUGACAAAGCCCCAAGGAAAGAUGCACUGAAUACUGUGAUUGUGAUAACUGAUGGUGAAUCGCAAGACUCAGUGUCAAGUACAGCUAAAGUUUUACGCGAUUCUGGUGUAACGGUUAUAAGUGUCGGUGUGGGCUGCUGUUCGCCUAAGAAAACACUUGAAGAAAUGGCGUCUAGUCCAGAAUAUGUGUUUACAAGUGCGUUUGAUGAUCUAGCUUUGAUUGAAGAGAACAUCAGGGAGAAGAUAUGUUUGGUUGUUGACAAGUGUGCUACCAAUCCUUGCAAGAACAGUGGGACUUGUACUAGCGUCUACUCAGACUUCAAUUGUACUUGUUCGAGUGGCUUUCAAGGGAAAGACUGCUCUCUUGAUGUAGAUGAAUGUAAAUCUUCACCAUGCAACAAAAACCAGAACUGCAUCAACUCGUUCGGAUCAUUCACCUGUGUCUGUAAAGCCGGCUUCAAAGGAGACAACUGCGAAACAGAUAUCGACGAGUGUCUAAACUUGCCUUGCAAACACGGAGGCACAUGCAACAACAAAGGCGGGUCCUACUCCUGUGAAUGCUCAACUGCUUAUGUCGGCAAAAAUUGUAAACAAAAUUUCACCGAUCCUACACUGGACGUUUUGUUUCUGUUGGAUGGCGCAAGUGAGGUCGGAGCUGACACUUUCUUAAAAUUCAUUAACUUCACCAAAAAGUUUAUCGAGCCAUUCACGAUUUCGGAAAACAAAACAAACGUUGCAGCGGGUGUGUUUGCCGAUGUUGGCAAGAUAGAGUUCCUGUUCACAGAGAAUUACGAUAAACCAUCGGUGUUGGCUGCUCUAGAUGGCAUUGCUUAUCCCAACAAGAAUGCUAGAAAUCUGUCUGAUGCACUGAUUAAGGCUAAGGAUGAGGCAUUCACGAAAGAUCGUGAUUCUGCACCGGAUAUUGUGGUCAUUCUGACGGACAAGAUAACAGAAAACGUGACGUUCCCCGCCAAAGCGCUAAAGGAUGAUGGAGUCAGAGUGUUUGUUAUAGCUAUAGGCGAAGACAAGAACGAUCCAUUACUGAGAGACGUACCAUCUGACCCGAAGGAAGAUCACCUGUUUACUCCUUUAAUUGAAGACCUUGAGCCGAUGCUGCCAGAGAUCCUUGGUGAAGUUCUUGCAGAUAUUGAACCCUGUACGAAAAAUCCUUGUCUGAAUGGAGGAACAUGCAUCCCCUCCGGACCUAGUGUCUACACUUGUACUUGUACCCCUGGUAUAACCGGCGCUAAUUGUGAAACCGAUGUCGACGAAUGCAGUAAUUCCAGUCUGUGUGGAGCCGAUAGAAUGUGUGUCAACACUUAUGGGAGCUUCCUUUGUCUUUGUACAGAAGAUAAAUACGGGCCACACUGCAAUUACACCUGCAAGUCUGGCAUUGAUUUGGUAUUUGCUGUUGACGGAUCUACUUUUGUUGGAUCGAGCAAUUUCCGCAAAUCGUUGGAAUACGCAAGAGCUGUGACUAGUUCCCUGAAUAUUUCUGAAUCUGCAACUCACGUUGGUGUCACAGUCUAUGGGAAGGUUGGACAAGCGGCGGUCUCCCUCAAGCAGUACUAUGACAAAAUUAGUCUGACAAAAGCCAUCUCCAACGUAUCCUAUCCUAACGGGUUUGCAAGACAUCUUGGAGAGGGCUUGAAUCGUUCGAAAACGCACCAGUUUGACGUGUCAGGCCGUUCUACUAAGCAAGUCCUGAUAGUGUUGAUUGGUGGGAAGUCAGAUGACGAUCCAACAGUUGCUGCCUACGAGCUCUUGAAUUCUGGCACUGAAGUGUUUGUUCUAGGAUUGGGAAGCACCAACUCCUUGUCACAAUUAAAUCAAGUUGCAUCUGACCCGGACAGUAAGCACGUUAUUCUUAAGGAAUACCAGGGUCUUGCCGCCUAUGUAAGACAAACAAAGAUGGAAGUUUGCCAGGUUGCGGAUCAGUGUUCCAGUAAUCCAUGUCAGAACAAUGCGGAGUGCAAAACCGCUGGAUCAACAUUCACCUGCUCUUGCACGGCUGGAUUUACAGGAGAUCUAUGUGACAAGGAGGUAGAUCCAUGCAACCCAACUCCAUGUCAGAACGGAGGGACUUGUAGUUUGAUUUCUAACGGAACGGACUUCUCGUGUACCUGUGCACUGAGUUUUACUGGAAAGAACUGUACAACUGACAUCGAUGAAUGUUCCGACCCGGAAUUAUGCAAAAACGGUGGUUUGUGCCAGAAUAAAGAAGGGGGAUACACGUGCAAUUGCACCUCCUCCUUCUCAGGAAAGAAUUGCGAAUUUGCUUGUAGCUACCAGAAAGUGAACCUCGCAUUUGUCGUCGAUGGAUCAGCUAGUGUUGAAUUACAGGGAGCUGGUAACUUCGGCAAGCUGAAAGAGUUUGUCAAGAGACUCGUUGGCUCAUUCAAGAUAAGCACCGACGAUGCACACAUUGCGCUAGUGAUGUACUCAACAACCGCCAAGGCAGAGUUUACUUUGAACAAGUUCUCCAGCGUUUCAGAUGUGCUUGCGGCGAUAGAUGCGUUGACAUACCCAUCAGGGUCUUCUUAUACUGGCAAAGCGCUUGAGAUCACCAAGACUGAGAUCUUUGACAAAGCCCCAAGGAAAGAUGCACUGAAUACUGUGAUUGUGAUAACUGAUGGUGAAUCGCAAGACUCAGUGUCAAGUACAGCUAAAGUUUUACGCGAUUCUGGUGUAACGGUUAUAAGUGUUGGUGUGGGCUGCUGUUCGCCUAAGAAAACACUUGAAGAAAUGGCGUCUAGUCCAGAAUAUGUGUUUACAAGUGCGUUUGAUGAUCUAGCUUUGAUUGAAGAGAACAUCAGGGAGAAGAUAUGUUUGGAACUGCAGCCCUGCGUUCCAUCCCCUUGUGGAAAUGGGGGAACGUGCAGGGUAAUCAACAAUGGUACUGACUACUUUUGUACUUGUGCUCCUGGGUACACUGGAGCUAACUGUACACUUGACGUGGACGAGUGCAGCAGUUCUCCUUGUCAGAACGGCGCUAGCUGCAUCAAAAAAGUUGGCCGAUACUUCUGUGAAUGCUCUACCGCUCAUGUCGGCAAAAACUGUCACAAAAAUUUCACUGACCCUGCACUUGACAUAUUGUUCCUGUUGGAUGGCUCAAAUGAAGUCGGAGUGGACAACUUCCCAAAAUUCAUUAACUUCACCAAAAAGUUCAUCGAGCCAUUCACGAUUUCGGAAAACAAUACAAACGUUGCAGCGGGUGUGUUUGCCGAUGUUGGCAAGUUAGAGUUCCUGUUCACUGAGAAUUACGACAAGCCAUCGCUGUUGGCUGCUCUAAAUGGCAUCGCUUAUCCCAACAAGAAUGCAAGAAAUCUGUCUGAUGCACUGAUAAAGGCUAAGGAUGACGCAUUCACGAAGGACCGUGAUUCUGCUCCAGACAUUGUGGUCAUUCUGACGGACAAGAUAACCGAUAACGUGACGAUUCCUGCCAAAGCGCUGAAGGAUGAUGGAGUAAGAGUGUUUGUAAUUGCUAUAGGCGAGGACAGAAACGAUCCAUUGGUGAGAGACGUAGCAUCUGAUCCGAAGGAAGAUCACUUGUUUACUCCUUCCCUUGAAGACCUCGAACCUUCGCUCCCCGAGAUCCUUGAAGGAGUCAUUGCUGAGCCGGAUCCAUGCCUCUCCAAACCAUGUGCGAACGGUGGAACAUGCAGUCCAAUUUCGUCUGGUUCGGACUAUACUUGUGCCUGUGCUGCCGGAUAUACUGGAAAGAACUGCACAGCUGACGUGGACGAGUGCAGCAGUUCUCCUUGUCAGAACGGCGCUAGCUGCAUCAAAAAAGUUGGCCGAUACUUCUGUGAAUGCUCUACCGCUCAUGUCGGCAAAAACUGUCACAAAAAUUUCACUGACCCUGCACUUGACAUAUUGUUCCUGUUGGAUGGCUCAAAUGAAGUCGGAGUGGACAACUUCCCGAAAUUCAUUAACUUCACCAAAAAGUUCAUCGAGCCAUUCACGAUUUCGGAAAACAAGACAAACGUUGCAGCGGGUGUGUUUGCCGAUGUUGGCAAGUUAGAGUUCCUGUUCACUGAGAAUUACGACAAGCCAUCGCUGUUGGCUGCUCUAAAUGGCAUCGCUUAUCCCAACAAGAAUGCUAGAAAUCUGUCUGAUGCACUGAUAAAGGCUAAGGAUGACGCAUUCACGAAGGACCGUGAUUCUGCUCCAGACAUUGUGGUCAUUCUGACGGACAAGAUAACCGAUAACGUGACGAUUCCUGCCAAAGCGCUGAAGGAUGAUGGAGUAAGAGUGUUUGUAAUUGCUAUAGGCGAGGACAGAAACGAUCCAUUGGUGAGAGACGUAGCAUCUGAUCCAAAGGAAGAUCACUUGUUUACUCCUUCCCUUGAAGACCUCGAACCUUCGCUCCCCGAGAUCCUUGAAGGAGUCAUUGCUGAGCCGGAUCCAUGCCUCUCCAAACCAUGUGCGAACGGUGGAACAUGCAGUCCAAUUUCGUCUGGUUCGGACUAUACUUGUGCCUGUGCUGCCGGAUAUACUGGAAAGAACUGCACAGCUGACGUGGACGAGUGCAGCAGUUCUCCUUGUCAGAACGGCGCUAGCUGCAUCAAAAAAGUUGGCCGAUACUUCUGUGAAUGCUCUACCGCUCAUGUCGGCAAAAACUGUCACAAAAAUUUCACUGACCCUGCACUUGACAUAUUGUUCCUGUUGGAUGGCUCAAAUGAAGUCGGAGUGGACAACUUCCCGAAAUUCAUUAACUUCACCAAAAAGUUCAUCGAGCCAUUCACGAUUUCGGAAAACAAGACAAACGUUGCAGCGGGUGUGUUUGCCGAUGUUGGCAAGUUAGAGUUCCUGUUCACUGAGAAUUACGACAAGCCAUCGCUGUUGGCUGCUCUAAAUGGCAUCGCUUAUCCCAACAAGAAUGCUAGAAAUCUGUCUGAUGCACUGAUAAAGGCUAAGGAUGACGCAUUCACGAAGGACCGUGAUUCUGCUUCAGACAUUGUGGUCAUUCUGACGGACAAGAUAACCGAUAACGUGACGAUUCCUGCCAAAGCGCUGAAGGAUGAUGGAGUAAGAGUGUUUGUAAUUGCUAUAGGCGAUGACAGAAACGAUCCAUUGGUGAGAGACGUAGCAUCUGAUCCGAAGGAAGAUCACUUGUUUACUCCUUCCCUUGAAGACCUCGAACCUUCGCUCCCCGAGAUCCUUGAAGGAGUCAUUGCUGAGCCGGAUCCAUGCCUCUCCAAACCAUGUGCGAACGGUGGAACAUGCAGUCCAAUUUCGUCUGGUUCGGACUAUACUUGUGCCUGUGCUGCCGGAUAUACUGGAAAGAACUGCACAGCUGACGUGGACGAGUGCAGCAGUUCUCCUUGUCAGAACGGCGCUAGCUGCAUCAAAAAAGUUGGCCGAUACUUCUGUGAAUGCUCUACCGCUCAUGUCGGCAAAAACUGUCACAAAAAUUUCACUGACCCUGCACUUGACAUAUUGUUCCUGUUGGAUGGCUCAAAUGAAGUCGGAGUGGACAACUUCCCGAAAUUCAUUAACUUCACCAAAAAGUUCAUCGAGCCAUUCACGAUUUCGGAAAACAAGACAAACGUUGCAGCGGGUGUGUUUGCCGAUGUUGGCAAGUUAGAGUUCCUGUUCACUGAGAAUUACGACAAGCCAUCGCUGUUGGCUGCUCUAAAUGGCAUCGCUUAUCCCAACAAGAAUGCUAGAAAUCUGUCUGAUGCACUGAUAAAGGCUAAGGAUGACGCAUUCACGAAGGACCGUGAUUCUGCUUCAGACAUUGUGGUCAUUCUGACGGACAAGAUAACCGAUAACGUGACGAUUCCUGCCAAAGCGCUGAAGGAUGAUGGAGUAAGAGUGUUUGUAAUUGCUAUAGGCGAUGACAGAAACGAUCCAUUGGUGAGAGACGUAGCAUCUGAUCCGAAGGAAGAUCACUUGUUUACUCCUUCCCUUGAAGACCUCGAACCUUCGCUCCCCGAGAUCCUUGAAGGAGUCAUUGCUGAGCCGGAUCCAUGCCUCUCCAAACCAUGUGCGAACGGUGGAACAUGCAGUCCAAUUUCGUCUGGUUCGGACUAUACUUGUGCCUGUGCUGCCGGAUAUACUGGAAAGAACUGCACAGCUGACGUGGACGAGUGCAGCAGUUCUCCUUGUCAGAACGGCGCUAGCUGCAUCAAAAAAGUUGGCCGAUACUUCUGUGAAUGCUCUACCGCUCAUGUCGGCAAAAACUGUCACAAAAAUUUCACUGACCCUGCACUUGACAUAUUGUUCCUGUUGGAUGGCUCAAAUGAAGUCGGAGUGGACAACUUCCCGAAAUUCAUUAACUUCACCAAAAAGUUCAUCGAGCCAUUCACGAUUUCGGAAAACAAGACAAACGUUGCAGCGGGUGUGUUUGCCGAUGUUGGCAAGUUAGAGUUCCUGUUCACUGAGAAUUACGACAAGCCAUCGCUGUUGGCUGCUCUAAAUGGCAUCGCUUAUCCCAACAAGAAUGCUAGAAAUCUGUCUGAUGCACUGAUAAAGGCUAAGGAUGACGCAUUCACGAAGGACCGUGAUUCUGCUCCAGACAUUGUGGUCAUUCUGACGGACAAGAUAACCGAUAACGUGACGAUUCCUGCCAAAGCGCUGAAGGAUGAUGGAGUAAGAGUGUUUGUAAUUGCUAUAGGCGAGGACAGAAACGAUCCAUUGGUGAGAGACGUAGCAUCUGAUCCGAAGGAAGAUCACUUGUUUACUCCUUCCCUUGAAGACCUCGAACCUUCGCUCCCCGAGAUCCUUGAAGGAGUCAUUGCUGAGCCGGAUCCAUGCCUCUCCAAACCAUGUGCGAACGGUGGAACAUGCAGUCCAAUUUCGUCUGGUUCGGACUAUACUUGUGCCUGUGCUGCCGGAUAUACUGGAAAGAACUGCACAGCUGACGUGGACGAGUGCAGCAGUUCUCCUUGUCAGAACGGCGCUAGCUGCAUCAAAAAAGUUGGCCGAUACUUCUGUGAAUGCUCUACCGCUCAUGUCGGCAAAAACUGUCACAAAAAUUUCACUGACCCUGCACUUGACAUAUUGUUCCUGUUGGAUGGCUCAAAUGAAGUCGGAGUGGACAACUUCCCGAAAUUCAUUAACUUCACCAAAAAGUUCAUCGAGCCAUUCACGAUUUCGGAAAACAAGACAAACGUUGCAGCGGGUGUGUUUGCCGAUGUUGGCAAGUUAGAGUUCCUGUUCACUGAGAAUUACGACAAGCCAUCGCUGUUGGCUGCUCUAAAUGGCAUCGCUUAUCCCAACAAGAAUGCUAGAAAUCUGUCUGAUGCACUGAUAAAGGCUAAGGAUGACGCAUUCACGAAGGACCGUGAUUCUGCUCCAGACAUUGUGGUCAUUCUGACGGACAAGAUAACCGAUAACGUGACGAUUCCUGCCAAAGCGCUGAAGGAUGAUGGAGUAAGAGUGUUUGUAAUUGCUAUAGGCGAGGACAGAAACGAUCCAUUGGUGAGAGACGUAGCAUCUGAUCCGAAGGAAGAUCACUUGUUUACUCCUUCCCUUGAAGACCUCGAACCUUCGCUCCCCGAGAUCCUUGAAGGAGUCAUUGCUGAGCCGGAUCCAUGCCUCUCCAAACCAUGUGCGAACGGUGGAACAUGCAGUCCAAUUUCGUCUGGUUCGGACUAUACUUGUGCCUGUGCUGCCGGAUAUACUGGAAAGAACUGCACAGCUGACGUGGACGAGUGCAGCAGUUCUCCUUGUCAGAACGGCGCUAGCUGCAUCAAAAAAGUUGGCCGAUACUUCUGUGAAUGCUCUACCGCUCAUGUCGGCAAAAACUGUCACAAAAAUUUCACUGACCCUGCACUUGACAUAUUGUUCCUGUUGGAUGGCUCAAAUGAAGUCGGAGUGGACAACUUCCCGAAAUUCAUUAACUUCACCAAAAAGUUCAUCGAGCCAUUCACGAUUUCGGAAAACAAGACAAACGUUGCAGCGGGUGUGUUUGCCGAUGUUGGCAAGUUAGAGUUCCUGUUCACUGAGAAUUACGACAAGCCAUCGCUGUUGGCUGCUCUAAAUGGCAUCGCUUAUCCCAACAAGAAUGCUAGAAAUCUGUCUGAUGCACUGAUAAAGGCUAAGGAUGACGCAUUCACGAAGGACCGUGAUUCUGCUCCAGACAUUGUGGUCAUUCUGACGGACAAGAUAACCGAUAACGUGACGAUUCCUGCCAAAGCGCUGAAGGAUGAUGGAGUAAGAGUGUUUGUAAUUGCUAUAGGCGAGGACAGAAACGAUCCAUUGGUGAGAGACGUAGCAUCUGAUCCGAAGAAAGAUCACUUGUUUACUCCUUCCCUUGAAGACCUCGAACCUUCGCUCCCCGAGAUCCUUGAAGGAGUCAUUGCUGAGCCGGAUCCAUGCCUCUCCAAACCAUGUGCGAACGGUGGAACAUGCAGUCCGAUUUCGUCUGGUUCGGACUAUACUUGUGCCUGUGCUGCCGGAUAUACUGGAAAGAACUGCACAGCUGACGUGGACGAGUGCAGCAGUUCUCCUUGUCAGAACGGCGCUAGCUGCAUCAAAAAAGUUGGCCGAUACUUCUGUGAAUGCUCUACCGCUCAUGUCGGCAAAAACUGUCACAAAAAUUUCACUGACCCUGCACUUGACAUAUUGUUCCUGUUGGAUGGCUCAAAUGAAGUCGGAGUGGACAACUUCCCGAAAUUCAUUAACUUCACCAAAAAGUUCAUCGAACCAUUCACGAUUUCGGAAAACAAGACAAACGUUGCAGCGGGUGUGUUUGCCGAUGUUGGCAAGUUAGAGUUCCUGUUCACUGAGAAUUACGACAAGCCAUCGCUGUUGGCUGCUCUAAAUGGCAUCGCUUAUCCCAACAAGAAUGCUAGAAAUCUGUCUGAUGCACUGAUAAAGGCUAAGGAUGACGCAUUCACGAAGGACCGUGAUUCUGCUCCAGACAUUGUGGUCAUUCUGACGGACAAGAUAACCGAUAACGUGACGAUUCCUGCCAAAGCGCUGAAGGAUGAUGGAGUAAGAGUGUUUGUAAUUGCUAUAGGCGAGGACAGAAACGAUCCAUUGGUGAGAGACGUAGCAUCUGAUCCGAAGGAAGAUCACUUGUUUACUCCUUCCCUUGAAGACCUCGAACCUUCGCUCCCCGAGAUCCUUGAAGGAGUCAUUGCUGAGCCGGAUCCAUGCCUCUCCAAACCAUGUGCGAACGGUGGAACAUGCAGUCCAAUUUCGUCUGGUUCGGACUAUACUUGUGCCUGUGCUGCCGGAUAUACUGGAAAGAACUGCACAGCUGAUAUUGAUGAAUGUUUAGACUCUAGAAUUUGUGCAGUAGAAAGAAUGUGUGUGAACACAUACGGUAGCUACCAAUGUGUUUGUACGAUGGAUAAAUAUGGACCUUCAUGCAUUUACGACUGCAAAUCUGGUGUUGAUCUGGUCUUCGUUGUUGACGGUUCUAGCUUUGUGACGUUACAGAAUUUCCGUAAGACCUUGGAAUAUGCUAGAUCGGUAACAAGCACUUUGAAAAUAUCGAGUGCCGAAACGCAUGUAGGUGUUACGGUUUACGCUACCCAGGGAAAAAAUGUGGUGGACUUGAACCAACAUUACAACAAAACAGAGCUUUUAUCCGCCAUAGGAAAUAUCAGCUAUCCUAAUGGCAUUGCUCGAAAUCUUGGAAAGGGCUUAAACAGCACGAGAAUAGCCCUUGCCCAAUAUGGCCGAUCAACAAAACAGAUAGCUAUUAUACUUAAUGGAGGAAAGAGUACUGACGAUGCCUCAGAUGCAGCCUACGAAUUACGAAAUGAAGGUGUAGAACUUUUUGUUGUUGGACUUGGUGAUGAAAACUCCGAGGCACAAUUACGUGAGAUAGCGUCAGUGCCAGUGAUUGACCACGUCUUUAUGAAGUCUUACGACCAACUUUCUGAAUUUGUCAAUCAAACAAAGAUGGAGAUAUGCCAAGCAUCAGAUCACUGCUCCAGCAAACCUUGUCUGAACGGAGGAUCGUGUACGUCUGCAAACAACAGCUACAUCUGCACUUGUGCAUUAUUGCACACUGGAAGAAACUGUGAAAUACUGAAGGACGUUUGUGACCCGACUCCAUGUGCAAACGGCGCUACCUGUAACAUCGUAUCUGGUAAAGCAAUAUGCACGUGUUCCUCUGGAUACACAGGAGCAAAUUGCUCGCAAGACGUCGAUGAGUGCAGCAGUUCGGCUGAGAGAUGCCAAUACGGCGGUACUUGUCAGAAUCUAGAUGGUGGUUACUCAUGCAAAUGUGUCGCGGGCUAUGUCGGCAGCAGCUGUGAAAUAGGUUGCAACUUCAAUGAAGCGAACCUUGUAUUCGUGGUGGACGGUUCGUCAAGUAUAAAUCGCGCAGAUUCCAACAACUUCGAGCGGGUCAAGUCAUUUAUCAAGACCAUUAUAACUUACUUUAAGAUUGGAUCUUCUGAUGCCAGUGUUGGUGUAGUGUUAUAUUCUACUUACGCCAACGUGCAGUUUAAACUUGGCGAUUACACUAGUAAGAACCAAGUUUAUGACGCGAUAGACAGGAUUCAGUUCCCAAGGGGAUGGACUUACACUGGCGAAGCUCUCGACUUGGCAAGAACAGAUAUUAUUGACGUAGCACCUAGAAAGAAUAUAGCCACUGUAGUGUUUGUGCUAACGGACGGUGAAGCUCAGGACUCAGUCGGAAUACCUGCUAAGACCCUGAAAGACAAUGGAGUAAUCAUCUUCAGUAUUGGAAUAGGAAAAUACUUUUCAAAACCCGAACUUGAUGAGAUGGCUUCCUCUUCAAAUCUCGUCUUCUCCGCCGAUUUCGAUAAUCUGGACUCAAUAUCAGCCAGUAUACGGGAUCAAAUAUGUCUUGCUGUGGACAAGUGUUCAAGGUUCCCUUGUGAGAAUGGUGGCACAUGCUCUAACAGAGGUGGAGACUUUUUCUGUCAGUGCCCUCCAACAUACACAGGAAAGAAUUGCUCUCAGGACGUGGAUGAGUGUACAACCCUAUUUCCUUGUCUUCACGGGGGCUCCUGUGAAAAUGUCGCAGGCUCUUACAGAUGUUCUUGUACGGCUAAUUACCAAGGAAGCAACUGUGAGACCGCCAUCGAGAAAGUGAAUAUAGCAUUUUUGGUUGACGGAUCCAUACAGAUGGGCUCAUCCAACUUUAAGGUGGCACUUCUUCAGGCCAUGUUAUACAGUGGCAAAUUUGUCAUAUCCAGGGAGCAAGCUAACGUCGCACUUGGGGUCUUUGGUCAAACUUCGAGAACGGUUUUUGAUUUCAAAAAAUACUUCACUGUAAAAGAAGUGCAUGAUGCGAUGAACGCAACAGCCUAUCCUGGAGACGCAGUGCUGAAUACUGGCAGUGCCCUCAAGUACGCCAAGGAGAAUAUCUUCAAGACUGCUAGGGAAAACACACGUAACAUCCUUGUGGUAUUUAGUAGUAACAUGUCUUCAGAUUCAGUGGCAGAACCAUCAGAAGCUUUAAAAAGGGAUGGCGUAAUUGUUUAUACAGCCGGUGUCGGAGAGGCCUUCUAUAUUCCAGAGCUAAAUCUCAUAGCUUCCGAUCCUGACGACAAGUUUGUGUUCUUGCUGAGGAAUUACAACGACUCCGGUGUGGCUGCAAACGCGUUCCAAGACUCCGUCAUAGAAGCACUCAAUUCAUGUUACAUCAACCCUUGCAAGAAUGGUGGAACUUGUUCUACAAGUGCUAGCAAACUUAUAUGUGCAUGCAAGCCCACCUUUACCGGAAGCCUUUGCGAGACUGACAUAAACGAGUGCUUAAGCUCCUAUGACAACAGUUGUAAAUCGCCAAAAAUAUGCCAGAACAAUUAUGGUGGAUAUAUGUGUGUGUGUCCAGAAGGAUCAUUUGGGGCCAAUUGUGAAUUCGAAUGCAAUAUCCCAAUGGAUGUGAUAUAUCUCAUCGACAAUACUGAAGAUGUGACUCAAGCGAACUUCAACAAACAGAUUAGCUUUGUGAAACAGUUUAUCGGCACCUCCCGGGUCUCUUACAACGUUACCCACGUUGGUGUAAUCACAUAUGCAAUGGAUGCACAUAAAGGUUUCGGCCUGAAGGAUUACUACACACAGAGCCAGAUUGAAGCGAAGAUUGAUAAGAUUUCCUAUCCAAGACAAACCAGGAGACAUCUUGGCAAGGCUAUUAUUUUGGCUGAUGAAAUCUUUAGAAACGAGUCGAGAAGUGGAGUACCUGGUAUACUGGUCGUUCUUUCUCACGGAACUUCCCAUGACGAUGCAGCCGUGCCCGGGUAUCUCUUGAAGGAAAGAGGGAAAAAAAUCAUGUCCUUUGGACUUGGCAAAGAGUACAAUGAAGCGCAGCUGAAAGAGAUUGCUUCCGAACCAAGAAAACAAAACCUGUACAGCAUCCCAUACGCAGAGUUGGAAACUUAUUUGGCUGAAAAGAAGUUAUCCAUCUGCUUUGCGGCAACUCCGUGCUCCUCAUCACCUUGCGUCAGAGGAAAUUGCAGUGACACUAGCAAUAGCUAUACCUGCCAAUGUCCAAGCGGCUUUACCGGCCAAAACUGCCAAUUGGUUGAUCGCUCUCCUAUGUACGACGUUGUCAUACUGUUCGACGGAUCAAGCUCAGUUGGCUUAGAAAACUUCCAGCGAAUGUUGCUCUUUGCUCAAAACUUCUCCAAACAGUUUUAUAUCUCCGAAAAUAGCUCUAACAUCGCCGCUGGAGUUUACUCUAGCAAAACUACCAUCGAGUUCAAUUUUACGCAGUAUUACGACAUUAACAACGUCUUGGCUGCGAUAAAGAAUAUUGAUUUCCAUAACAUCAGCACCGUAAAUAUAGGCCAAGCAUUACAAGAAGCCAACAGGACGAUAUUUCAGCAAGACCGAGAUGAUGUUCCAGACGUGUUACUUCUUUUGACUAACAAGAAAUCUCAAGAUGAUGCAAAGCCAAUGGCAGAUGCUUUAAAUCAAGAGGGUAUAAGGAUUAUUCUUGUUGGUCUCGGAGACGACGUCAAAGAAGACGACCUCUUACCAUUGGCUAGUUCUCCUAGUAAACAAAACACUUUCAUCACACCCUGGGAGGAACUCCUAUUCUUGACUCCACAAGUCAUAGAGCUACUAGGAAUGGAUAGUUGUUCGGCCAAGCCUUGUAAGAACGGCGCUACUUGUGAACCAGCUGGAGCUACGUUCUCUUGCCAGUGCGCUGUUGGGUAUACAGGACGAUACUGCGAAAAUGAUAUUGAUGAAUGCCAACCAAGUAACCCUUGCUACAACGGUGGAACAUGUGUGAACGAGGAAGGUGCUUACAGCUGCCAGUGCUCUGAUGGCUUUACAGGAAAACACUGUGAUCUCGGUUACCAUAUUCCUAAGUUAAACAUCGUGUUCCUUUUGGAUGGAUCAGGCAGCAUUGAAAAGGCAAAUCCUGGUGGCUUUGAUAAGAUGAAAAACUUCAUCAAAUCCAUCGCCACGUCCUACAAUAUUGGACCAGACAACACGAACAUCGGCAUUGUCACAUUUUCAGAGUCCCCUAGACUAGACAUCAGGUUUAACCAAUCAACCAGCAGCUCUGAUAUUCAAUCCGUCAUUGACGCUAUCAGCUAUCCGAAUAGCUCUACGAUGACUGGUAUUGCCUUAAAUUUCACUCGGACCGAAUUAUUUGGCAAAGGAAGAUCAGAUGUUCGCAACGUGCUAGUGGUUUUGACUGAUGGCAAGUCAAACGAUGAUGUGACGCAAAGUGCAAAGAUGCUGCACGAUGAAGGGGUGAAUGUCAUCACUGUUGGUGUAGGCUGUUGCUAUGAUCCAAAGGAGCUGAAGGUCAUUGCAUCGUCUGCUGAUCACGUAUUCAACGCGGAAUUUGAUGAACUUGGCAGUUUGUUUAAUUCACUCCGUGUCAGGAUUUGGCAAGAUGUUGACCACUGCUGGGCCCUGCCUUGUCUCAAUGGCGGUACAUGCAAAAGUUCUCUGUUUAACUACACAUGUGCCUGUCCUGACAACUUCAGCGGUAUUAAUUGUCAUUUGGAUGUCGAUGAAUGCAAGUCAAACAACAGCUGUAGCGCCGACCAGAUGUGUGUCAACACUUAUGGUGGUUAUAAAUGCUCCUGCAAGACCGGGUACUACGGCGAAAAUUGCACUUUGGCUUGCUCAACGGAAGUCGACAUAGGAUUCCUAUUUGAUGGAACAAAAGAUGUCGAUAUGUCAUACAAGGGUAACUUCCAGCAGAGCCUGUCCCUGGCCACAACACUCAGCCAGCUGUUUGACAUUUCUAACGCAUCCGCCAGGAUUGCAGUCGCUGUCUACUCCAAUUACACGGACAGCUCUUUUAGCUUUGAUUCUCAUCUUACGCAUGCGAGCCUUAGAAACGCGGUAGAGAAGAUCGUGUACCCUAAUGGUGACCCGAGAAAUAUAGGAGCAGCCCUAAACAACUCCAUGUGGCAGCUGUACAACAAACCAAGAUCAGGAGUGCCUCGUAUCCUCAUCACAACUGCGCAUGAUCGGUCAAGUGAUGGCGUCUACGUUGCUUCUGACAUGCUGCGGAACACAGGCGUUACCAUAUUUGGAAUUGCAACUGGAGGUAGCACCGCUAUAGCACAACUAAAUACGAUCGCAACUGACCCGGAUAGUACUUACGUAUUUACCAAGACGUACAGAGAUUUGUCUGGAAUUGCGCUUGCUGAGGAGAUACGAGAUUCUAUUUGUAAAGCUAUUGUGAAAUGUGCUACCAUGCCUUGUUCGAAUGGCGGUACUUGCAGUGACUUGCCAGGCGGUGGGAUUACUUGCACAUGCAGCCCUGCAUACACAGGGCCCAGAUGUGAGAUUGCUAAUGCGCCGUGUGUUGGAGUCCCCUGCAAGAAUGGUGGGAUAUGCACUGAGAAUGGCGACCUUUACAACUGUGAUUGUGCAAGCACUGGAUUUACUGGACCUACAUGCCAAGAACCGCUCUCCACGUGUGACAGCUCGCCUUGCUUGAAUGGAGGGUUCUGUAGUAAUACCGAAAUUGGAUUCAGUUGCGUCUGCCCUGUUGGAUUUGCUGGGAAAACGUGUGGAAAAUCAUGUUCGUUUCAGAAACUCGAUUUGGCGUUUGUGAUAGAUGCCUCCAGUAGUAUUGAACACGCAGCGAGCGGAAACUUCCAGAAAGUUCGAGAUUAUAUCAUGGCUGUAGUUUCAUUGUUCAACGUCUCUCAAGAGAUGACACAUGUUGGUAUUGUGGUUUACUCUUCCUUUACCAAGACCGUGUUCUCUUUGGAUUCAUAUUAUGACAAAGGCGACGUCCUUAAAGAGAUUGACCGGAUUCCUUACCUGCGUGGUUGGACAUACACAGGAGAAGCACUUAACCAGGCAAGGGCAGACCUCUUCGCUAAGAGCAAACGGAGCAACGUCGCAAAGGCCCUUAUUAUGAUUACCGAUGGAUACUCUAAUGACGCAGUCGAUGUUCCUUCCAAGAAGUUGCGUGACAUAGGCGUGACUGUGUUAAGCGUUGGCGUAGGAAAGCAUGUCUCCAUCAAACAGCUUAAUACCAUUGCCACCGAUCCUGACUCCGAGAAUGUGUUCUCUGUCGAUUUCAACACUCUUCCAACGAUCAUAAACACCAUGAAAGACAAGAUUUGUGUCGCAUUUGAUGCAUGCUACGACAUGCCUUGUCAGAACGGAGGAACCUGUACAAGUACCUUGUAUAGAACUUACACUUGUUCAUGUAGGGAAGGUUUUGCUGGAAAACACUGUGAGAUUGUACUCAAUCUUUGCAACAAUCUGCCAAGUCCUUGUGGCGUGGGCACGAACAAGGACUGCAUUCCUUUCCCUGGGACGUUCAAAUGUGUCUGUAAAUAUGGUUUCUAUGAGCUACCAAGCAAGGAAUGUGCGCCUGUUCCUGGCGCAUUUGCUAGCAGACGAUUAAAUCUUGGAAUGCUCAUGGUAUCCUCUGAUGGCGUCCAGCUAGCUGGAUUCUUAAGAGAAAAAUAUUUUGUUAUUGGCAUCUCAAAGUCUUUCGAGAUAUCCGCCAACAAAACCCGCAUUGGCGUUGCAAGCUACUCGUCAAGUGCAAACAUUCACUUCAAUUUCAAUACCUACAACACUGGGUAUGAUGUUGAGAAUGCCAUCAAUGCUAUAUCCUUCUCUGGCGGAGCAAAACGCAAUCUCGCUAGGGGACUAGACGCGACUUUUGAAGGACUUUUCAACUUCACGGACAUCCAGCCAAGUGAUAUCAAUGCACUAAUUGUGUUAACGGAUGGACGAGCUACUGAUGAGAUCGAUAUGGCUGCUCAGAGACUUGUCAACGAAAAGAAUGUCACUAUUAUUGCGGUUGGAGCUGGUUCACAUGUUCGUCUUGCAGAGCUGCGCCGACUAGCGGGUCUAGCUAGUGAAAGUCCACUGAUCACACGAAGAAUAAUACAAGCUGACAGCAUGGAAGAACUUAUUAAUUUCAUACCUACAAUAAAGGAGUCUGUUCUUUCAAUCGCUGACCCUUGCUUGUUGAGUUUGUGCAAGAAUGGAUCAAAAUGUACGUUAUCGGGCUCUGGAUUCCGAUGUGAAUGUGCUUCUGGAUACAACGGUUUGCUGUGUCAAAAUGCGAUCACUGUCUGCAACCCAAAUCCCUGUCAGAAUGGCGGCAGUUGCUCUAUCAGGAAUGGUGGAUACACAUGUGCUUGUCCAACGGGAUAUAAAGGGAUCACAUGUCAGCUGGAUGUCGACGAGUGUGCAGUAAACCCUUGCUUCAACAAUGUUACGUGUACAAACAAGAUAGGAUCACACUCCUGCAGUUGUCCUAUUACCAGAGGCGGCAGGAAUUGCCAGAACCUAUGUAGACAAUACUUUGACCUCUCCUUCCUUGUCGAUGGCUCUUCAAGCAUCAACUCUACCAACUUCCAGCGGGCUCUUGACUUUAUACCUUUACUUGCGAAACAAUUCAGCAUCUCAAAUAACACUGUCAACCUCGGAGUAGUCACUUAUUCUGUCAGCCAGCAAGAAAUCAUCGCGCUUCCUUAUUAUAACAAUGUUUCGGAUGUAGAAAAGCUUGUAUCUAACGUGUCAUAUCUUGGUGAGAAUACACUUACCGGCGCAGCUCUGAACUACUUGCGCUGGGAGCAUUUGCCGCAGGGCCGACAAGAUGCUCGUGACAUAGUCGUCGUGAUUACGGAUGGUGUGUCCCAGGAUUUCGUUACUACUCCAGCUCGCAGACUUCAGGAAAACGGCACGGCUGUUAUAGUGAUCGCUGUAGGAGAAACUUAUGACAGUGAUGAACUAAAAGCCAUGGCGACUGAUCCUGACGAUGCUCACGUCUUAACUGUCAAUGUCAAAGAUAUGUCGAGCAUCGUCGAUAAACUACGAGAUCAAAUCUGCAUAGCAUCCCAUCCUUGUGCUCUGAGUCCAUGUAAGAACGGCGGUUUCUGCUUGGGUGAUUUAAGUGGCUACACGUGCACGUGCGCAUUCGGAUGGACGGGUGUCAACUGUGAGAUCCGUGAUUUCUGUGCACUCGCUUCCGUCAAUGGCCCCGCGUGCUUCAAUGGCGGCGUCUGCACUAACACGCCUACCUCGUACACUUGCACGUGCGCUAGAGGAUUCCAUGGACGGCGAUGCGAAGGAGGUUGUGGUUUCCGCGAGCUUGGGAUACGCGUUCCUAAUGAGUAUCGCGUGCCGGAUAUACACAUGUCAUCCUCCUCACACAGGGACAGGAACCAUGCUGCCUUCCGAGCUAGGAUAGGGAUGCAGGAGGUCGGACGCUGGAAGUCGGCCUGGUGUGCCAAGAGUGACGAUAAUAACACCUAUAUACAGAUCUUCUUCGACAUGCUGACUAACGUCUCCCAGGUGGAAAUGGAAGGACAUAUCGAUAAUGGAAAACCAGUUGGGGUUCAUAAGUUCUUUAUCUCAGUCAGCAACGACUCCAAGACCUGGCAGGACUAUAAAGAUGGUCAAAGGUUUGAGUUUGACAUGGGUGAUACCUUCACUGCUAAUCGCUCCAUUCCUUACGGUUUGCUUGGAUUUUACUUCCGGUUCUAUGUGACUGAGUGGAAUACCACAAAAAACGGAUCAAGAUGCAUGCGAAUGGCACUCUACGGUUGCAGCUAUAAUGUAUCGAUUGGAGGUGGACAAGAAAAAACAGUUUUUUUUACACCUGCAUCGCUUGACCCAAGAGUGGCAGGCUUGAUGAUAGCAACAUUUAUAGCAUGCCUGAUCAUAUCUAUAGUCUUUUUACUUGUGCCCAACCAGUCGUAUGCUCAACCGUUAACGCGCGCCGACGGAAACCUGAAGUACAUUCAUGAACAUUCGCAAUACCAAUACGAAAUAACGCCGUUCUCCCCGCCGCCCGCUUACGAACAACAAACGGUGAUCAUGUCACUUGGACCUGAGCACAUCCAUCAAAACCUUGAAGCAGACACCUUUGGAACUGAAAACCCGGAAUUGUUCAAAGAAGAAUAUAAGAUCUUUGCGUUUAACAGGGAAAUGCAUCCGAAAGGGUCGAAAAGCUUUGAUACUCAUUUGAAUGAGCCAAAAUUUACGGAGGAUUUUCGAAUUUUUGUUUCGAAUAACAUAAAGGUUUCUUUUUUGUCUUCAGCGCAAUCGAGCUGCCCACUUGGUUACCAAGGAUACAGUUGCGGCGAAGAUGUUGACGAGUGUUAUCAUAUGUUAUGCAAGAAUGACGCACUUUGCAUCAAUACUCUCGGCUCGUUCAAGUGCGAUUGCAAAGAGGGGUAUACGGGCCUUACCUGCGAAAUACUAGACAAUGUCAGGAAAUAUGACAUAGUCUUCUUGGCAGACUCCUGUAAGUCCAUUGGAACUGAAAAGUUCACCGGCAGCCUUAAUCUGGUUAAGGAAUUUGUAAAAGGAUCUGCUAUUUCAGAAGAUGGUAUCAAUGUUGGCCUUGUUACUUAUUCUGAAACCGCUAAGACUGUAUUUAACACAAGUCGCUACUUUGAUAAAAGCUCCAUCAUAACAGCAAUUGAUACGAUAACGUUCGAUAAUCUCUUUACUUGUAACAUCGGAAAAGGUCUUACAGAAGUGAGAAAAUUCAUCAUGACUCGAGAAGUGCAAACGUUUCUGGUAGUGUUUACCAGCCAGUGGUCAAGUGAUGAGUUCAGACUCGAUUUGCAAGCUAUCAAACACUUGGGUGUGAAGGUAUUUGCGAUAAGAGUUGGAGCAAGUGGCGAUGAUGCAGCUGUUAUUGCCUCAGAUGCAGAUCACCUGCUUACAUUUCCUGAAUCAAGACUCAAAGAGGGAAAUCCGGCAGAAUUGAAGGGACACAUUGCUCAAGAUUUGGAUCCAUGCGCCAGUAGCCCUUGCCAGAAUGGAGGUACUUGUUCCAAGUUGUCUUCUGGUUAUGUUUGCAAAUGCACCCCACAAUUCAACGGAAGUAGAUGUGAAAUAGAUAUCGACGAGUGUGCAAAAAAUGUGUCUUCCUGUCCAGGGGAAAGCUGUUACAAUCUGUAUGGAGGGUCUGAUUGCAUUUGCCUGCCAAAAACAUACGGACAAUAUUGCAAUUACACUUGCAAUAAUCUCAUCGACUUCGGGUUCUUACUUGAUGGAUCGAGAUUCGUGACGUCUACUAGCUUUGAGAAAUCUCUUAAAUUUUUGCAAUCAUUGUUUGGGCUCUUUUCCAUUUCUGCUAGCGAGGCUCGAAUUUGCGGAGCCCUCUAUGACAGAAACGUGACAACAUUAUUUGAGCCAGAUACUUACAAUACAAAAGAAGGAGUUCUUGGAGCUGUUAAACAAGUCUCUUAUCCAAACAAAUUCCAGGAGCGAAGAAUUGGUAAUGGAAUAGAGAGUAUCCAAGGAAUGUUUGAUAAGCAUCUCAGGCUUAACGCAACCAGAAUUUUACUGAUAAUGUCAAGUGGUCGCUCAAGUGAUGACCCUUAUAAUGAGGCACGGCUGUUUAAAGGUGGUCCUCGCACCAAAAUUUUGACCAUAGGCCCGAAGGAAACUAACUCCCAAGGACAGCUGCGAGAGGUGGCAAGCUCUCCCUAUGAGAGGUAUAUAUACUUUAGAGAAUAUGACAUCGUCGGAGAUCGAGAUGAAUCUGUGAAAGCCGUCUACGACAGAAUUUGUCAAGCGUCAGAUCCCUGUUCCAGCUUUCCUUGCUUCAACAAUGGAACGUGUGAAAUAACCAACAGCCCAGAUCGAGAAUAUUUAUGCACAUGUUUAUCAGGAUAUACGGGAACAAACUGUGAAAUCAAGAUCAAUAUAUGCACAAACAACCCCUGUGCUAAUGGUGGCAAUUGCACAGUAGACGACGGGGAGCCUUUGGGAUACCAAUGCAGUUGUGCUAAAGGGUAUACAGGAACGAAUUGCACACAAGCAGUCGACCUGUGUGACAAUAGUCCCUGCAAAAAUGGAGGAACCUGCGCCUAUUCUGCAGGCGAUUAUACUUGCAAAUGUAUUGACGGAUACGAGGGAAAGAGCUGCGAACUGAGUUGCAAGAUCAAGGAAUCUAACGUAGUCAUCGUACUUGACGGUUCUUCGAGCAUCCAAGAUAAUGACUUUAUCAAGUGCAAGACUUUCCUCAUGUCUCUCGUUGAUUUGCUUGGUGUUUCAUCGGAUAGAACUCACAUUGGUCUUGUCCAGUUCAAUGAUACUGCAAAAAUUGAAUUUAGUUUAGACCAAUAUUCAACCCCUGAGAGGACAAAAGGCGUGAUUGAAAAUGUGAAACAAAUGCGAGGCACAACCUAUACUGGCAAAGCACUAAUCCUAGCGAGAACGGAUGUAUUACAAGCAUCUAAACGGAAAAAUGUCACAACCAUUGUUAUUGUCAUAACCGAUGGUCUUUCCCAGGAUAGCGUGACUGAUCCUGCUAAGAAGUUGCGUGACGAUGGGGUGCAUAUUAUCAGCGUUGGUGUUGGCAGUUUUGUUUCUUUACAGCAAUUAAAGGAUAUGGCUUCAGAUCCGGCUCAUGUUUUUCACGUAGAAUAUUCCGGUCUGAAUUUAAUUGCGUAUGCAAUCAGAGACCGGAUCUGCAUUGUAAAAGACCAUUGCGCUCUUGCUCCAUGCAAGAAUGGAGGUACAUGUACAAGCUUGUCGAAUGGAUACACGUGCACUUGUCCUAAUACAUUCUCUGGGAUAAACUGUACCUACGAUCGUGAUGAGUGUAUAGGGAAUCCUUGUUUUAAUGGAGCCAAGUGCGUUAAUACAGCCAGCGGCUUUACGUGUAUGUGUGCACCAGGCUUUUACGGGCAGUACUGCACAGAUAUUCAAUCGAAGUUAAAGCUCGACCUGGCAUUCCUGGUGGAGUCAUCUUCGGUAAUGGGUGCUACCAACUUCAAUACUUCAAUUGAGUUUAGUAAAAGCAUCGUAAACAGCGUUUUGGUUAGUAAUGAUACAGUCAACGUUGCGAUGGUACAGUUUUCCUACAACACUACCGUUGUAUUUGGCUUUAAAACGUAUUCCAGCAACAAUGGAGUGCUUGAAGGACUAUCAUUAGCUAAAUAUGAUGGAAGACCGGAUGUUAAUUUGGAAGAAGCGCUGAAAUACAUAAACAAUAGCUUGUUUCCAGCUGCACGUGACAACACCGCUAAAAUGCUAGUUCUCAUAACAUCAGGGAAUUCUACUAGCGAAACUAUCACCGCGGUUGCUGAAGACCUGAAACGCCAAAGAAUCGACAUUCUUGUCUUAACACUCAAAAAUGCUAAUGAAAUUUACUGGUUAGCCAUCGCCAAACAGCCAUCGUACUACCACACUUUCGGGUCAGGGCAAAGCAUUUCAGGUGUAAUGAUAACAAGCGUAGAUAAAUGCACCCCAAAUCCAUGCAACAAUAAUGGGACGUGUACGACGUCGAAUGGAUCCACUACAUGCACGUGUCCGACUGGCUUUACAGGAAGCUUUUGCGAAAACGGUGUAAACGAGUGUAACGAUGCAAACAGUUUCAACUGCUCCUCUGGUUUGGAAUGUAUUGAUACCUAUGGAAGCUACGCGUGUAUGUGCCCAAUCGAAAAAUGGGGAGAUAACUGCAACUACACCUGCAAGAAAGAUAAUGACGUUGGGAUCUUGAUAGAUACUUCAAGUUUUAUCGCAAAAGAAGAUUUUCAACACGUGGUCCAGUGGGCGAUUGCCUUUACCAACUCGUUCAAUGUGUCCCUUAAUAACACUCGUUUAGGUAUUGUUAAAUUUGCUGAAAUGGGAAAAAUCUAUUUCAAUUUCACAAGUUCGUAUAACAAAUCAGUCGUUGUUGAUUCUAUCGAGAAACUCGCUUUACAAUCGAAUGAGUUUAUCCGAAAUAUGGGAAGCGGCUUACAAGCAGUGUUAGAUCUGUUUUCUAUCGGGGGUCAAAGCGGAAAAGGAAAGGUUCUCUUUGUUCUAACUGGAGGAAGAUCAAGUGACGACGUAUUCCUACCAGCGCAGAAACUUCAAGCAGCAGGUGUACAGAUUGUUCCGAUUGGUUUGGGUGACGAUGUGGUGGUAUCACAAUUGAAGGAACUAGUGCAAUAUAACGUUCAACGAGAAGUAAAUGCAAGUCAGUACAUGGAAUUAUCUCAAAGUGUACGAUGGUCAAAGCAAGUGGUGUGUCAAGCUGCGGAUCCAUGUUCCAGCUCGCCUUGUAGAAAUAGCGGCACCUGUAUGAACAACUUGACGCAGUCUCUAGGCUACCAGUGUACCUGCCCUUCUAGUUAUUCUGGAAAAAAUUGCGAAAAUGAAUCAAAUUUAUGCUUCUUGGACCCCUGCGGAAAGUUUGGAAAAUGUAACCCCAGUCCGGAUGGAUACAAUUGCAGUUGCAGUGUGGGCUUUACCGGGCAAAACUGCACUGAAGACGUCAAUGAGUGCUUGGAUAAUCCAUGUAAGAAUGGAGCAGUAUGUAAAAAUACUGAAGGUAGCUACAUAUGCGCUUGUCCUAUUGGAGUAAAAGGAGUCAACUGUGAAAUAGCUUGCUCCAUUCAGCAAUUCAAUCUCGCAUUUGUGGUCGAUGGUUCUGGGAGCAUAAAUGGCGCGGAUCCAAACAACUAUGGUCGUUUCAAGAAUUUCAUUAAAACCCUGACGAAAUCAUUUCAGGUUUCGGAAUCCAACACGCAAGUUGCGCUAGUUGUUUACUCCACAACUCCCGAAUUGAUAUUCAAUUUUGGACAAUACAACGAUAUCAAUGACAUUAGUAAAGCAGUGGACAAUAUGCCUUAUCCCGGCUAUACCACAUACACUGGGAGAGCUUUGACUUUUACAUUGGAAGAGGUGUACCAAAAAGCCCCACGAAAGGGAGUAAAGAAUGUUCUUAUUGUGCUUACGGAUGGCGCUGCGAAUGAUCAUGUUAGCGAGCCUGCGGCUGCACUGAAAAGUUUCGGAGUACAGAUAUUUGCUGUGGGAAUUGGACCUCUAUCUGAUGAAGCCGAACUAAAGGAAAUUUCUUCGGAUCCAGAUAAGGACCACGUUUUUAACGUGGACUUUGUACAAAUGAACUCCAUUACAGAGAAUUUGGGAGGUCAAAUAUGCACAGCUGUGGAUCAGUGCGCCCUCUUUCCCUGCAAAAACAAUGGAGUUUGCACAAGCACCGAUGGCGGCUUUAAAUGUGAAUGCCCCGAUAACUACCAAGGGAACACAUGCACAGAGGACUUUGACGAGUGCACAAAGCCAGGGUGGUGUCAAAAUGGCGGAACUUGUCAAAAUACAAACGGCAGCUUCAUAUGCUAUUGCACACCAGAGUACGAAGGGCCUAAUUGUGAAUAUGAUAGAGACGAGUGUAUUGGUAACCCAUGUAGCAAUGGAGGAACCUGCGUCAACCUGAAAGGAGGAUUUGAUUGCAUUUGCCCUGCUAAUUACAUCGGCUUGCAUUGUCUACAAGUGUUAAAUCCGUCACUCAAAUUGGACCUGGUUUUCCUCAUUGAGUCAUCUUCCGCGAUGGGUCAGGAAAACUUCAACCUAUCCUUGGAAUUUUUAAAAAAUAUAGCCAAUGUUUUCAACAUCAGUAAAGAGACUGUGCAUGUAGGCUUGGCCAAGUUCUCGACCAACACAUCAACAGUGUUUGAUCUAGGCCAGUACUAUACAAAGCCCAAUGUUCUCAAUGGGAUCUCAUCGGCGCAAUAUGAAGGUCAAGCAGAUAUCAAUCUUGGUGAUGCACUCAAGUACCUAAACGAUUCUCUGUUCCUUAAAGCCCGCAGCGAAGUUUCUCGGGCUCUGGUGAUUGUUACAUCUGGGAAUGCCUCAACUGAUAACAUCACAGGCCUCGCUGCAGAUCUUAAGAUUUCACAUAAUGUUGAAACAUUUAUUGGGGGUUUCUACAAUAGGAGUUGGAGUCAGUGGAUAGAUAUUGCAAGUGAGCCAGAUGGAAACCACAUCUUUCUCUUCAAGUCUAGUCCACUGAUUACUCUGGCUAAAGGUAUCAGCACAAGAAUUAUCCAAUCCGUUGACCCCUGCAGUAGCAGUCCAUGCUUCAAUGGAGGGCUUUGCAAUGGUUCGUCUAGUGGAUAUACCUGCACUUGCAUUGGAGGAUUUACAGGAAUCGACUGUUCUACAGAUUUAGACGAAUGCAAUAAUAGUAGCUUAUGUGCAGAUGGCCUGGUGUGUCACAAUACAUAUGGGAGUUAUCAGUGUCUUUGUCCAGUUGGCAAAUAUGGAAAGAACUGCACCUAUACCUGCAAGAGUGAUUUAGACGUGGGGCUGCUCAUUGAUUCGUCAGGUUUUGUUUCAGGACAAGAGUUUCAAAGUGUGCUCAAGUGGGCGAUCAGUUUGUCCUCUGCAAUGAACGUAUCUUCUGUAGAUACACGCUUCGGGUUGGUAACAUUUGCUCAAGGCGGAAACAAGCAAGUCAGUUUUGACCAAUCAUACAACUCCUCUGUUCUUGAAUAUGCUAUUCAAAGCGUCAUUAAAAGUGGUACAGAGUAUGAACGAAAUAUUGGAAAAGGAAUCGAAGUGACCUAUUCUCAGCUCUUCAAUCAGAGUUUACGACUUGUUGGAUCUAAACGCAUCUUAAUAGUACUAACUGGAGGGAUAUCAAAUGACGACGCAUCAGUGGCCGCUCGUAAAAUUGAAUCUAAUGAUGUAGAAAUAAUUGCUGUUGGAAUUGGAAGUUAUUUUUCAUCCGCUGAUCUUGGAGCAGUUGCUUCAAGCACAUCCAGCUCACAUGUAACAUCUAUGCUUUAUUCUAACAUGCACAACGAAACAAGGCGUUUUAAGGAGCUUAUCUGCCAAGCUGCUGACCCAUGCUCAAGUUCCCCGUGCAACAACAAUGGAAACUGUACAAACAAAGUUGCAAUUCCGGGUGACUAUUCGUGUGCCUGCCAUACUGGAUUCACUGGAAAAGAUUGCGAGAUAGUUAAGGAUUCAUGUAACUGUCAAAAUGGAGGCACGUGUAAUUCAACUAGCGGAAACUGUACCUGCCCAGCUAUGUUUACCGGUUCUAACUGCAGCCUAGAUGUCAACGAGUGUUUAUCAAAUCCAUGUAAAAAUAGAGGAGGCUGUACAGACAUUAAUGGAGGCUAUUUAUGUACUUGUAUUACUGGAUACAAAGGCGCUGACUGCGAAAUAGUUUGUGAGACGCAGAAGUUUAAUCUUGCAUUUCUGGUGGAUGGUUCAGGCAGCAUUAACGCGAAAGAUCCAGAAAAUUUUCAAAGAUGUAGGAAUUUUAUCAAGAAUGUGACUUCCUCCUUUAAGAUCUCCACGUUCGAUACGCAAGUGGCUUUAGUGGUAUUCUCCUCAAAACCUCAAACCAUCUUUACCUUCGGAAAAUACAAUAACAAAAAGGACGUUCUAGAGGCCGUUGACAAAAUGCCUUAUCCUAAAGGGUCGACAUAUACUGGAAGAGCACUGCAAUACAUGAACGAUGAGAUCUACAGGAAAGCAACACGAGUGGGAGUGCCUAACAUCCUUAUUGUUUUGACUGAUGGGAAAGCGCACGAUAGCGUAGCAGAGCCCGCGAAGGCACUACGUGAUAUUGGCAUCGAGAUCUACAGUAUCGGAGUAGGGGAGUCUUAUGAUAAGGCAGAGCUUGAUGCUAUCGCGACGGAUCCUGAUGCUAGCCAUGUCUUCUCGGUUGACUUCAAAAACAUGAAUUCAAUUCUGUCUACCCUUGAUGCCCGGAUAUGUGCAGUUGUCGACUUAUGUGCGUUAUCACCGUGCAAGAAUGGAGCGACCUGUUUUCGCCAAAACAACGACUACACAUGUAAAUGCCCCAUUACUUACACCGGAAGAAACUGUACCACUGAUGUCAACGAAUGUCUGGUUCAAGAUUGGUGUAAUAAUGGAACUUGUGAAAAUUCUGACGGUGGAUUUACCUGCAAAUGUCCACAAGGCAUCAAGGGAGACCGAUGCCAAUACAAUAUGGGCGAGACCAAAUUUGAUUUGGUUAUCAUGAUCGAUGGAUCAACCUCCAUUACCGAAGACGGCUUCCGAAAUGCAGUCGACUUUGCCACAAAUUUCACUUCCCUUUUUACAGUUGCAGAAAAUAAAACAAAUGUAGCUUUUGGCGUGUUCUCCGAAAAUGUUUAUACAAUUUUCAGUCUUACAACAUACUAUGACUUUAUCCCCAUAAAAAUUGCUAUGGACACAGCACUGUAUCCGAAUGUAAGCAAGCUCAAUACUAGCAAGGCACUGAAAGAAGUACAAACAAUCUUCAAUAAAUCACGUCCCUUGGUUCCCAAAGUACUACUGAUGAUUACAAGUAGGGCGUCCGAUGACAGUGUAGAUAUUCCUGCACAAGAUCUUCGUAAAAGCGGUGUCGUUAUAUUUAGCGGUGGGAUUGGUGACAAUUAUUAUCUACCGGAACUCAAGUUAACCGCAACAGACCCAGACGAGGAUCAUGUCUUUAUCAUUAAUGCAACCUUUAAUGUUGUCAUAGAUGGAAUCAUCAAUGUAGUUCUCCCAGCCAUAGAGCCAUGUGCGAUUGAACCUUGUCAAAAUGGAGGCACGUGUAUGAAUGAGGGCCUUGACUUCAAGUGCAGUUGCUCUGCUUAUUUCACUGGUCUGUACUGUGAUGAAGAUGUAGAUGAGUGCUCUAUCGUUCCAUCAAAGUGCGGAGACAUCCCAAACAAGAAUUGUGUCAAUGUUUAUGGUGGAUUCGAAUGUGUUUGUGUCAAUGACACUUUUGGUGAAAACUGCGAGUACAGUUGCAACAACACAGUAGACAUAGCCUUCCUAGUUGACGGCUCAAGGGCAGUUAAGUUAAACGACUUUAGACUGCUGUUAACCUUUGUGAAAGAUGUUACUGGGCUAUUAGAUAUCUCACCCUCGAAGACUCAUGUAGCUGUGGCUGUUUUUUCUCUUGAUACUUCUGUUGAAGUCAAUUUUGAUUCUUACAUGGAUAAAACUUCGUUCAUGAGGGAGAUGGACUCGAUAGCCUAUCCGGGGGAUACAAAGAAAUUCAUUGGAAAAGGGAUCGCAACUGUCCGGGAUGUAUUUCAAAAUAAAUCCAGAGCUGGAGUCACUAAGAUCCUUGUUGUCCUAGCUAAAGGGAGAUCUCAAGAUGACCCGGCUGUUCCUGGAUACGAUAUAAAGGCCGACGGUGUAAUUGUGUAUGCGAUCGGGUUCGGAUCAUCUUCUUCCAACGCUCAGAUGAAAGAGAUUGCCUCACCAGUGAGGAUGGACCACAUGAACAUCACUGCCAGGGCCUCACAGAUUGGUCAACUCGUUACAACUCUUAAGACGGCAAUAUGUCGAGCCUUGAAUCCCUGCUCAGUUUCACCAUGUCUCAAUGGAGGCACGUGCUCAACUAAUGGGAAGUUGGCUGUCUGCAACUGCCCUGGCGAUUUCACGGGAGUGCACUGUGAAACAAAAAUUGGUUUCUGCGUUAGAGAACAGCCCUGUCAAAAUGGUGGAACGUGCAAAGAGUCUGCUGGGAAGUACUACUGUCUAUGCAAAGAAGGAUUUAAAGGAAUCAAUUGCACAGAAGAUAAAGACGAAUGCAAUGAAGCCAUGCCAUGUCGAAAUGGGGGUUCAUGCUAUAACAGCAUUGGUUCCUUCAAUUGUACAUGUACUAACCAGUAUGUUGGAAAGUUAUGUGAAGUCGGUUGUGACUUCAAUAAGUUAAACCUUGGCUUUCUUCUUGACGAAUCUGGAAGUAUAGAGAGGGCAGGCGCUGGUAACUUCAAUAAAACUAAAGAGUUCAUGAUCAAGGUUGCGCUUUCGUUUAACAUCAGCAAGGAAGAAACGCACAUUGGCGUGGUGGCGUUUGGAGAUGCUCCACGUAUGAUUUUCGGACUUGGAAAUUUGACAACCCCACAAAAUGUUGAGUCAGCUAUGCGCAGUAUCGGUUACCAUAAAGGUGCUACAAGGACUGGUUCGGCGCUGAAAUUUACCCGCACAGAGCUCUUCCAAAAAGCUCGUGAAUCAGUUCCAAACGUCCUGGUCGUAUUAACUGAUGGCAAGUCACUAGACGAUGUCUUGCCAGAAGCAACUAAACUGCACAAUAUUGGCGUGAAAGUCAUAGCUGUUGGCUUGGGAUGCUGCUAUUCAGUCAAAGACCUGGCCUCUUUAGUAAACGAUAAGUCCCAAGAUCGCCAGAUAACAACGGAAUUUGAUAAUCUUGACACAGUGGUGAGCACUCUAAAAGAGCGAAUAUGCCGAGACAUCGAUCCUUGUAUAACUAUGCCCUGCCGAAACGGAGGCACCUGCCGUAACUUUCUAUCUGGGUACAACUGCACCUGCCCUAUAGGAUUCACUGGGAAACUGUGCCAAAAUGAUAUCGACGAAUGUCUUACUAGCUCUCCGAAUUGUACAGAAAAAGAGGUUUGCAUUGAUCUUCCUGGGGGAUUCAAGUGUGCGUGCAAGCCUGAAUAUUACGGAGAAAACUGUACUAAAGCAUGCAAAAAGGAAGUAGAUCUUGGCUUUGUAAUUGACGGAACAAAAGAUACUGACAGAAUCGGGCGCGCAAACUUCGACAAAAGUAUCAACUUCGUCAAGAUUGUGACACAGAUGUUCAACAUCUCCAGAGAGGAAGCUCAUGCUUCUCUUGUCGUGUAUGCCGAUACGCCUUACGUGAUCUUCAGUCUGACGCAAUACUUUAGCUAUGCAAAAAUCAAGGAAGCUCUAACGGACGUGUUAUACCCGGACAAUUCCACUCGGAAUCUUGGCCUUGCCCUGAAUAGAACAAAGACCGAGGUGUUGGAGAAACGCGGCAGGUCCUUGCCAGCAUUUGCGUUUGUCACCGCCCAUGCUCAAUCAAGCGACGAUGUAUCAAUCGUGUCUGGGGAGUUGAAAAAGCUUGCGACUGUAUAUGGCAUCAGCACAGACACUGCUAAAGCCGAAUCAGACCUGAAGAUAAUUGCGAGCAAGCUUUCUUUUUUCGAAUAUGUUGAAUACGACAAGCUCGCCAUGGUGGAAUAUGCAAAUAAAGUCAAGAAUACUAUCUGUCAAGUAAUGGCCCCCUGCUCAAGUACCCCAUGUCGCAACGGAGGAACCUGUAAUGACAUUGUAGAUGGGUAUAAAUGUACGUGCCCAGAAGGAAAAACGGGUCGAAACUGCGAGUUCGAUGACAGUCCUUGCGCAAGUUCCCCUUGUAAAAACGGCGGAAAUUGCACGAAAGUUGAUGAUGUCAAGUAUGAGUGCGCUUGUGCCCUUGGAUUUAGAGGCAUCAAUUGUGAAGACGCUACCUCUACGUGUGAUAGUGCACCAUGCCAGAAUGGUGCAACCUGUACUCCGACAAAUACCAGUUUCCAGUGUACCUGUCUAGUAGAGUAUGCCGGAAACACGUGCGAAAAACUCUGCGGCCAACAGAGGAUCAACGUGGUGUUCGUCAUCGAUGCCUCCAGCAGCAUCAAAGAGCAAGCGCCUAACAACUUCGAUAUCGUUAAAGGUUACGUCAAGACGAUAGUUGGUUUCUUCAACGUGUCUGAAUCACAGGCCCACAUCGCAGCCGUUCUGUAUGAUCAUGAUGUAUAUCCCCAAUUUUAUCUGGACACACAUUUGACUAACAAAGCCGUUCUCGAAGCUGUAGACAAGAUUCCGUACACUGGAGGGUGGACUAAUACGGGCAAGGCCCUCACCUUCGUACUAGACAAUGUUUUAAAAACCGUGCGAACAAACACAAAGAACUUUGUCAUUAUCAUCACUGACGGUUUAUCACAAGAUGACGUGCAGACCCCUUCGCAGGCACUUCGUGAUGUCGGAGUCACUGUAUUCAGUAUCGGCGUUGGCUCUUUGAUCAACAAGGAGCAGUUACUUAUUAUGGCAGGGGCUGAAGAAAGAAGAUUGGUCGUACCGUUUGAUGAGUUGUUGAGCAUAAGUACCCCUUUGAGAGAUGCCAUCUGCAGAGAGUCUGACUCAUGCUACAGCCUCCCAUGCCUAAACGGAGGGACAUGCACCAACAUUGGCGGCCGCUUUAACUGUACCUGCCUUUCGGCAUUUGUAGGAGACAUGUGUGAACGAGCGCGCGACUUUUGCCUUGAAAAUAACCCAUGUCAGGCAAAUGACAGUACAUCAGAGUGCGUAAAUGCUGGUGGUAAGGCCGAAUGUGUUUGUGGAACAGGAUAUUAUGGCGUUCCUCCAAGCUGCACAAGUUUUCCGGUUAAACUAAAUGUUGGAAUUCUCAUUGUGAACGCAACGACCAUGUCUGAUAUUCAAGCUUUUGAAAAGCAAAAAACGUUUAUUACGAAACUCACAGAAGUUCUUGGGCUUACCUCUGGUAAUGUUAGUGUUGCUGUAACCACAUACUGCUCAGUCACUGAAGUGAACAUUCCGUUCCAAAAAUACACGAAUGCAUCUACCUUCGAGAAAGACGUCUCCAUGAUCACAUGCACAGGAAGCGACAAAAGGGACAUAGGAUACGCUCUGAACACUAGCUUCUACGACAUGUUCAACUUUACUAAGAAAUCAGACGAAAACAACAUUCUCCUUUUACUGGCUGACGGUCGGUCUACGGAUGAAGUUUUCAGAGCUGAAUACAUUCAAGCAGCCCAGGAAAAGAACUUGACUAUUAUAGCUAUCCCGAUAGGCGAAAAAGUGCGACAGAUAGAGAUGGAACGUAUUGUUAGUGAACCGACUGACCGAUACAUUAUCAAGGCGAACGAUUUUAACGAUCUGACUAGCAAGAUCCCUGCGAUAAAAGAUGCAAUUCUGUUCUCCGCUAAACCGUGCUUUGAAAGUCCUUGCAAAAACAACGCUACUUGUAUAGUAUCAGGAAGCUACUACAGAUGCAAUUGUUCAGAGGGAUUUACAGGGACAAACUGCGAGAUUGCUGCUACCCCCUGUUCAUCUAGUCCUUGCAAGAAUGGCGGAAAUUGUACUGUUCAUAAUGAAUCCUACAAUUGUAGCUGUCCGCAUGGAUAUUCAGGAGUUAAUUGUGAAUAUGCUGUUCGUGUCGAUAGCUGCAUCGACAAGACCUGUUCUAAUGGCGGAAGGUGCAUUAACACCACCUAUUCCUACUCUUGCGAGUGUCCGUUAGUCUAUUCCGGGAAGCACUGCGACGAUCCAUGCAGACAGUUAUUUGAUGUUAUCUUCCUUGUCGACGGUUCCGCAAGUGUUAACAGCAAGGAUUCUUCUGCGUUUUCUACGGCACUCCAACUGGUCAGGGAAAUGUCUAAGGGCUUCAAUGUCUCGGAUGCCGGGGUCAGGAUUGCUCUCACUAUCUACUCUUUGACGCAACAGACUGCAAUAGAACUAGAGGCAAACAACACCCAGUCUGACAUUACAUCUAUCACAUCGGGGCUGUCACCCCAUAGCGGCGACUCACGCACUGGCGAGGCACUUAACUAUGUAAGGGCCUACUUCCUUCCGAAAUCACGCGAUGAAGUUCCUACAGUCGUUAUCGUGGUAACAGACGGAGUGUCUCAAGAUUACGUUGACACUCCAGCCAAUAAGCUUCGCGCGCAGAAUGUGACUAUAAUCUCGGUGCAUAUCGGUGAAAAGGGAGACGAAAAAGAGUUAAACAGCAUUGCUGAUGAUCCUGACGGUGAACACCGUUUUGAGAUUGGCAGCAGUGUUAACUUAUCUUCUAUUAUUCCUCAACUACGGGACCGGAUUUGCGCUGUGACAAGACCUUGCAGCAAGAACAACAACAAAUGUCUACGAGGAAAAUGUGUUCCUAAACUGGACAACUUCGUUUGCGUUUGCCCAGAGGGCUGGGUAGGAGAGCUAUGCCAAACACCUUUGCGACUGAACGUCGGUAUUCUUCUUGUGAGGGCGAAAUCUGUUACCGAACAAAUGUUCAAGCAAGAGAAGGAAUUUGCCAAACGUAUUGCUGAGGCUCUUAGCGGGCUUCCUAGAGAGAUUCGUCUUUCCGUUGCUCCAUACAGCAACGUAGCUGAUAUCAGUAUACCAUUCACCACUUUCACACAAGAACCCAAGAAUGUGCUUCGGGAAAACAUUGAUAAAAUUACAUUCCUUGGAAGUGACAAGCGAAAUAUAGGCAGCGCCCUUAACACCAGCUUCUAUGAGAUGUUCAACUUUACUAAAAAUCCUGGAGACCAAAACAUCCUAAUUGUAUUGGUAGACGGACCGUCGACAGACGAGGUUCUUACGGCAGAACUAGUCAAAGCAGCUGCAGAGAAAAACGUCACUAUCAUAGCUAUUGCAAUUGGUAAUGAAACGCGAACAAUGGAGAUCAAUCGUUUUGUCAGCUCUCCUAAAGACAAUCAUAAAAUUAUCUCAAGAAACUUCAGUGAACUUCCAAACGAAAAUGUCAUUAGUAAAGCCAAUCAAACCGUAUGGAGUGUUGUGAAGCCUUGUGAGUCGAAUCCUUGCAUGAAUGAGGCUAAGUGUACGGAGAUGAUCCGGGACUUUCAAUGCGAAUGUAGUGCUGAGUUCACUGGAAAGAACUGCGAAUUACGAAAAACCAACUGCUCAUCAAAUCCCUGUCAAAACGGUGGAACAUGUAACGUCACUGAUACCGGCUACAAAUGCGAAUGUUUUGUUGGAUAUAUUGGUAAAGAAUGCGAAAACGUGUCAUCCGUGGAUAACUGUGGAAAUCAGACAUGUUCAGGUCGCGGAAAUUGCAUUAGUCAAGUUUCAUCGUAUCUAUGCAACUGCACCACCGACUAUUCAGGGAAAGACUGCCUACAAUUGUGCCGACAGUACUUUGAUAUCAUCUUCCUCGUGGACGGAUCCUCUAGUAUUGUCAGCAAGGACUCCUCUACCUUUUCAAAAGGUUUUAGUCUGGCCAAACAGCUCUCAAGUACCUUUACUGUAUCCGAUGAAGCUGUCAGAGUUGGUAUUGCGGUGUACUCCUCGAAUAUCUUGUCCGUAAUACCACUUCAUUCGAAUAACACGGUUGCGGAGAUAGCCUCUGUAAAUCCUGAUGUGCCAUUUGGAAACACGUACUCGGGAGGGGCACUGAAUUUUACACGUGAUGUCUUCACUACAAAGACACGUGAAUUUAUUCCAAAGGUGGUUGUUUUGGUAACGGAUGGUGUGUCUCAUGAUAAUUAUAAGGCACCGGCUAAAGCGUUGCAUGACCUCAAUGCGACUGUGAUCACUGUCCAUAUAGGCGAGGAGGGAGAUGAAGAGGAACUGAAUGCAAUUUCUAGUGAUCCGGAUAAGGAACACAAAUUCAGCAUCGGCAAAAACAGCGACGUGUCGACUAUUUUGCCUUCGUUGCGUGACAAGAUCUGCAAUGUCACUAGCCCGUGUGCUACGAAUUAUUGCGAGCGAGGCAUUUGUGAAGCUAGCCUGAAGGGUUUUACAUGUGUGUGUCCUGAAGGUUGGAGGGGAAAACUUUGCCGUAUCCCGAUUAGACUUAAUGUUGGUAUCCUAAUUAUUGAUGCUGCACAGAAAGUUGAUACGGAUAAGGAAAAGGAAUUCAUCAAAGAACUCGCCCAGACCCUUGAUGAGCUCCCCAGACAACUCCGUAUUGCUGUGGCUUCAUACAGCAAAGAUAUCGGGACGCCAUACAUACCGUUUACAGUAUACGACAACAAGACUAGACAGAUAUUUGAUGACAUUGAUAACAUAAUAUUUGAAAGAAGAGAAGAGAGAAAUAUCGGCAAUGCGUUGAAUUUUAGUUUCUAUCAGAUGUUCAACUUUACAGAGGAACCUGGAGACCACAACGUGUUGAUUGUAUUAGUAGACGGAAAAUCAACAGACAAGAUUCCAACAACAGCGAAAGCGAACCUUACCAUUAUAGCCCUCAAUAUUGGCAGCGGAUCGCCAUUGGAGGAUAUCAUACACUUCGCCAGUGCACCGAGCGAGGAGUUCAUUGUCAACUCAACACAUUUCAAGGAUCUUGUAAACGAAACUCUUAUCGCCAUAAUAAACGAGACGAUCUGGAAAGUUGUGAAGCCCUGUGAUUUGAGUCCUUGUAAGAAUGGAGGGACAUGCGGAGAACAGAACACAGACUAUGUGUGCACGUGUCCUGUAGGGUUCAAAGGCAAGAACUGUGAAGAUAUCAAUAAGUGUAAGUCUUCUCCAUGUGAGAAUGGUGGAACCUGUAUCGACAGAGCCAACCGGUACUACUGCAAGUGCCCAGUUUCUCAUGUUGGCAAACACUGUGAGACGAAUUUCACUGAUCCCGGAAUUGACGUUCUCUUCCUGUUGGAUGGCUCAACUAAUGUCGGGACGGAGAACUUUGGAAAGUUCAUUAACUUUACCGUACAGUUUAUUCAGCCAUUCACAGUAUCCGAAAAUAUGACAAACGUUGCAGCGGGCGUGUUCUCUGAUGUGGGCGAAAUAGUUUUUCCCUUUAAUUCGAGUUACAACAAAGCUUCGGUAAUUGUUGCUCUGGAGAAGAUUCCUUAUCCCAACAAAACUUCCAGUAACCUGAAUGAUGCACUAACAAAAGCUAAGGAUGUUGCCUUUAUGAGUGACCGUGAUUCUGCUCCAGACGUCGUGGUCAUUCUGACCGACAAGAUAACGGAAAACGUAACGGUACCCGCCCAAGCGCUGAAGGAUGAUGGAGUAAAGGUGUAUCUGAUUGUGAUAGGCGAGGGCAGAAACGAAACUUUGCUAAGAAACGUACCAUCUGAACCAGAGAAAGAUCAUUUGUUCACUCCCCCGUCCUUUGAUGAGCUCGACUUGAUGUUGCCAGAGAUCCUCAUUGAAAUAAUUGCUGUGUCUGAUGCAUGCGAACCCAACCCGUGUGCAAACGGUGGAACGUGCAGCCGAAUCUCUUCUGGUUCCAACUACACUUGCACUUGCCCUGUCGGAUAUACUGGGAGAAAUUGCACUGUUGACAUCGAUAAGUGUACCCCUAAUCCAUGUAAGAAUGGUGGAACCUGUAUCGACAGAGGCUACCGAAACUACUGCAAGUGCCCAGUUUCUCAUGUUGGCAAAAGCUGUGACACAAAUUUCAUUGAUCCCGGAAUUGACGUUCUCUUCCUGUUGGAUGGCUCAACUAAUGUCGGGAAGGAGAACUUUGGAAAGUUCAUUAACUUUACCGUACAGUUUAUUCAGCCAUUCACAGUAUCCGAAAAUAUGACAAACGUUGCAGCGGGCGUGUUCUCUGAUGUGGGCGAAAUUGUUUUUCCCUUUAAUUCGAGUUACAACAAAGCCUCGGUAAUUGUUGCUCUGGAGAAGAUUCUUUAUCCCAACAAAACUUCCAGUAACCUGACUGAUGCACUUACAAAAGCUAAGGAUGUUGCCUUUAUGAGUGACCGUGAUUCUGCUCCGGACGUCGUGGUCAUUCUGACCGACAAGAUAACGGAAAACGUAACGGUACCCGCCCAAGCGCUGAAGGAUGAUGGAGUAAAGGUUUAUCUGAUUGCGAUAGGCGAGGGCAGAAACGAAACUUUGCUAAGAAACGUACCAUCUGAACCAGAGAAAGAUCAUUUGUUCACUCCCCCGUCCUUUGAUGAGCUCGACUUGAUGUUGCCAGAGAUCCUCAUUGAAAUAAUUGCUGUGUCUGAUGCAUGCGAACCCAACCCGUGUGCAAACGGUGGAACGUGCAGCCGAAUCUCUUCUGGUUCCAACUACACUUGCACUUGCCCUGUCGGAUAUAGUGGGAGAAAUUGCACUGUUGACAUCGAUAAGUGUACCCCUAAUCCAUGUAAGAAUGGUGGAACCUGUAUCGACAGAGGCUACCGAAACUACUGCAAGUGCCCAGUUUCUCAUGUUGGCAAAAGCUGUGACACAAAUUUCAUUGAUCCCGGAAUUGACGUUCUCUUCCUGUUGGAUGGCUCAACUAAUGUCGGGAAGGAGAACUUUGGAAAGUUCAUUAACUUUACCGUACAGUUUAUUCAGCCAUUCACAGUAUCCGAAAAUAUGACAAACGUUGCAGCGGGCGUGUUCUCUGAUGUGGGCGAAAUAGUUUUUCCCUUUAAUUCGAGUUACAACAAAGCUUCGGUAAUUGUUGCUCUGGAGAAGAUUCUUUAUCCCAACAAAACUUCCAGUAACCUGACUGAUGCACUAACAAAAGCUAAGGAUGUAGCCUUCAUGGGUGACCGUGAUUCUGCUCCGGACGUCGUGGUCAUUCUGACCGACAAGAUAACGGAAAACGUAACGGUACCCGCCCAAGCGCUGAAGGAUGAUGGAGUAAAGGUGUAUCUGAUUGCGAUAGGCGAGGGCAGAAACGAAACUUUGCUAAGAAACGUACCAUCUGAACCAGAGAAAGAUCAUUUGUUCACUCCCCCGUCCUUUGAUGAGCUCGACUUGAUGUUGCCAGAGAUCCUCAUUGAAAUAAUUGCUGUGUCUGAUGCAUGCGAACCCAACCCGUGUGCAAACGGUGGAACGUGCAGCCGAAUCUCUUCUGGUUCCAACUACACUUGCACUUGCCCUGUCAGAUAUAGUGGGAGAAAUUGCACUGUUGACAUCGAUAAGUGUACCCCUAAUCCAUGUAAGAAUGGUGGAACCUGUAUCGACAGAGGCUACCGAAACUACUGCAAGUGCCCAGUUUCUCAUGUUGGCAAAAGCUGUGACACAAAUUUCAUUGAUCCCGGAAUUGACGUUCUCUUCCUGUUGGAUGGCUCAACUAAUGUCGGGAAGGAGAACUUUGGAAAGUUCAUUAACUUUACCGUACAGUUUAUUCAGCCAUUCACAGUAUCCGAAAAUAUGACAAACGUUGCAGCGGGCGUGUUCUCUGAUGUGGGCGAAAUAGUUUUUCCCUUUAAUUCGAGUUACAACAAAGCUUCGGUAAUUGUUGCUCUGGAGAAGAUUCUUUAUCCCAACAAAACUUCCAGUAACCUGACUGAUGCACUAACAAAAGCUAAGGAUGUAGCCUUCAUGGGUGACCGUGAUUCUGCUCCGGACGUCGUGGUCAUUCUGACCGACAAGAUAACGGAAAACGUAACGGUACCCGCCCAAGCGCUGAAGGAUGAUGGAGUAAAGGUGUAUCUGAUUGCGAUAGGCGAGGGCAGAAACGAAACUUUGCUAAGAAACGUACCAUCUGAACCAGAGAAAGAUCAUUUGGUCACUCCCCCGUCCUUUGAUGAGCUCGACUUGAUGUUGCCAGAGAUCCUCAUUGAAAUAAUUGCUGUGUCUGAUGCAUGCGAACCCAACCCGUGUGCAAACGGUGGAACGUGCAGCCGAAUCUCUUCUGGUUCCAACUACACUUGCACUUGCCCUGUCGGAUAUACUGGGAGAAAUUGCACUGUUGACAUCGAUAAGUGUACCCCUAAUCCAUGUAAGAAUGGUGGAACCUGUAUCGACAGAGGCUACCGAAACUACUGCAAGUGCCCAGUUUCUCAUGUUGGCAAAAGCUGUGACACAACUUUCAUUGAUCCCGGAAUUGACGUUCUCUUCCUGUUGGAUGGCUCAACUAAUGUCGGGAAGGAGAACUUUGGAAAGUUCAUUAACUUUACCGUACAGUUUAUUCAGCCAUUCACAGUAUCCGAAAAUAUGACAAACGUUGCAGCGGGCGUGUUCUCUGAUGUGGGCGAAAUUGUUUUUCCCUUUAAUUCGAGUUACAACAAAGCUUCGGUAAUUGUUGCUCUGGAGAAGAUUCUUUAUCCCAACAAAACUUCCAGUAACCUGACUGAUGCACUUACAAAAGCUAAGGAUGUUGCCUUUAUGAGUGACCGUGAUUCUGCUCCGGACGUCGUGGUCAUUCUGACCGACAAGAUAACGGAAAACGUAACGGUACCCGCCCAAGCGCUGAAGGAUGAUGGAGUAAAGGUGUAUCUGAUUGCGAUAGGCGAGGGCAGAAACGAAACUUUGCUAAGAAACGUACCAUCUGAACCAGAGAAAGAUCAUUUGUUCACUCCCCCGUCCUUUGAUGAGCUCGACUUGAUGUUGCCAGAGAUCCUCAUUGAAAUAAUUGCUGUGUCUGAUGCAUGCGAACCCAACCCGUGUGCAAACGGUGGAACGUGCAGCCGAAUCUCUUCUGGUUCCAACUACACUUGCACUUGCCCUGUCGGAUAUAGUGGGAGAAAUUGCACUGUUGACAUCGAUAAGUGUACCCCUAAUCCAUGUAAGAAUGGUGGAACCUGUAUCGACAGAGGCUACCGAAACUACUGCAAGUGCCCAGUUUCUCAUGUUGGCAAAAGCUGUGACACAAAUUUCAUUGAUCCCGGAAUUGACGUUCUCUUCCUGUUGGAUGGCUCAACUAAUGUCGGGAAGGAGAACUUUGGAAAGUUCAUUAACUUUACCGUACAGUUUAUUCAGCCAUUCACAGUAUCCGAAAAUAUGACAAACGUUGCAGCGGGCGUGUUCUCUGAUGUGGGCGAAAUAGUUUUUCCCUUUAAUUCGAGUUACAACAAAGCUUCGGUAAUUGUUGCUCUGGAGAAGAUUCUUUAUCCCAACAAAACUUCCAGUAACCUGACUGAUGCACUAACAAAAGCUAAGGAUGUAGCCUUCAUGGGUGACCGUGAUUCUGCUCCGGACGUCGUGGUCAUUCUGACCGACAAGAUAACGGAAAACGUAACGGUACCCGCCCAAGCGCUGAAGGAUGAUGGAGUAAAGGUGUUUCUGAUUGCGAUAGGCGAGGGCAGAAACGAAACUUUGCUAAGAAACGUACCAUCUGAACCAGAGAAAGAUCAUUUGUUCACUCCCCCGUCCUUUGAUGAGCUCGACUUGAUGUUGCCAGAGAUCCUCAUUGAAAUAAUUGCUGUGUCUGAUGCAUGCGAACCCAACCCGUGUGCAAACGGUGGAACGUGCAGCCGAAUCUCUUCUGGUUCCAACUACACUUGCACUUGCCCUGUCGGAUAUAGUGGGAGAAAUUGCACUGUUGACAUCGAUAAGUGUACCCCUAAUCCAUGUAAGAAUGGUGGAACCUGUAUCGACAGAGGCUACCGAAACUACUGCAAGUGCCCAUUUUCUCAUGUUGGCAAAAGCUGUGACACAAAUUUCAUUGAUCCCGGAAUUGACGUUCUCUUCCUGUUGGAUGGCUCAACUAAUGUCGGGAAGGAGAACUUUGGAAAGUUCAUUAACUUUACCGUACAGUUUAUUCAGCCAUUCACAGUAUCCGAAAAUAUGACAAACGUUGCAGCGGGCGUGUUCUCUGAUGUGGGCGAAAUAGUUUUUCCCUUUAAUUCGAGUUACAACAAAGCUUCGGUAAUUGUUGCUCUGGAGAAGAUUCUUUAUCCCAACAAAACUUCCAGUAACCUGACUGAUGCACUAACAAAAGCUAAGGAUGUAGCCUUCAUGGGUGACCGUGAUUCUGCUCCGGACGUCGUGGUCAUUCUGACCGACAAGAUAACGGAAAACGUAACGGUACCCGCCCAAGCGCUGAAGGAUGAUGGAGUAAAGGUGUAUCUGAUUGCGAUAGGCGAGGGCAGAAACGAAACUUUGCUAAGAAAUGUACCAUCUGAACCAGAGAAAGAUCAUUUGUUCACUCCCCCGUCCUUUGAUGAGCUCGACUUGAUGUUGCCAGAGAUCCUCAUUGAAAUAAUUGCUGUGUCUGAUGCAUGCGAACCCAACCCGUGUGCAAACGGUGGAACGUGCAGCCGAAUCUCUUCUGGUUCCAACUACACUUGCACUUGCCCUGUCGGAUAUAGUGGGAGAAAUUGCACUGUUGACAUCGAUAAGUGUACCCCUAAUCCAUGUAAGAAUGGUGGAACCUGUAUCGACAGAGGCUACCGAAACUACUGCAAGUGCCCAUUUUCUCAUGUUGGCAAAAGCUGUGACACAACUUUCAUUGAUCCCGGAAUUGACGUUCUCUUCCUGUUGGAUGGCUCAACUAAUGUCGGGAAGGAGAACUUUGGAAAGUUCAUUAACUUUACCGUACAGUUUAUUCAGCCAUUCACAGUAUCCGAAAAUAUGACAAACGUUGCAGCGGGCGUGUUCUCUGAUGUGGGCGAAAUUGUUUUUCCCUUUAAUUCGAGUUACAACAAAGCUUCGGUAAUUGUUGCUCUGGAGAAGAUUCUUUAUCCCAACAAAACUUCCAGUAACCUGACUGAUGCACUUACAAAAGCUAAGGAUGUUGCCUUUAUGAGUGACCGUGAUUCUGCUCCGGACGUCGUGGUCAUUCUGACCGACAAGAUAACGGAAAACGUAACGGUACCCGCCCAAGCGCUGAAGGAUGAUGGAGUAAAGGUGUAUCUGAUUGCGAUAGGCGAGGGCAGAAACGAAACUUUGCUAAGAAACGUACCAUCUGAACCAGAGAAAGAUCAUUUGUUCACUCCCCCGUCCUUUGAUGAGCUCGACUUGAUGUUGCCAGAGAUCCUCAUUGAAAUAAUUGCUGUGUCUGAUGCAUGCGAACCCAACCCGUGUGCAAACGGUGGAACGUGCAGCCGAAUCUCUUCUGGUUCCAACUACACUUGCACUUGCCCUGUCGGAUAUAGUGGGAGAAAUUGCACUGUUGACAUCGAUAAGUGUACCCCUAAUCCAUGUAAGAAUGGUGGAACCUGUAUCGACAGAGGCUACCGAAACUACUGCAAGUGCCCAGUUUCUCAUGUUGGCAAAAGCUGUGACACAAAUUUCAUUGAUCCCGGAAUUGACGUUCUCUUCCUGUUGGAUGGCUCAACUAAUGUCGGGAAGGAGAACUUUGGAAAGUUCAUUAACUUUACCGUACAGUUUAUUCAGCCAUUCACAGUAUCCGAAAAUAUGACAAACGUUGCAGCGGGCGUGUUCUCUGAUGUGGGCGAAAUAGUUUUUCCCUUUAAUUCGAGUUACAACAAAGCUUCGGUAAUUGUUGCUCUGGAGAAGAUUCUUUAUCCCAACAAAACUUCCAGUAACCUGACUGAUGCACUAACAAAAGCUAAGGAUGUAGCCUUCAUGGGUGACCGUGAUUCUGCUCCGGACGUCGUGGUCAUUCUGACCGACAAGAUAACGGAAAACGUAACGGUACCCGCCCAAGCGCUGAAGGAUGAUGGAGUAAAGGUGUAUCUGAUUGCGAUAGGCGAGGGCAGAAACGAAACUUUGCUAAGAAACGUACCAUCUGAACCAGAGAAAGAUCAUUUGUUCACUCCCCCGUCCUUUGAUGAGCUCGACUUGAUGUUGCCAGAGAUCCUCAUUGAAAUAAUUGCUGUGUCUGAUGCAUGCGAACCCAACCCGUGUGCAAACGGUGGAACGUGCAGCCGAAUCUCUUCUGGUUCCAACUACACUUGCACUUGCCCUGUCGGAUAUAGUGGGAGAAAUUGCACUGUUGACAUCGAUAAGUGUACCCCUAAUCCAUGUAAGAAUGGUGGAACCUGUAUCGACAGAGGCUACCGAAACUACUGCAAGUGCCCAGUUUCUCAUGUUGGCAAAAGCUGUGACACAAAUUUCAUUGAUCCCGGAAUUGACGUUCUCUUCCUGUUGGAUGGCUCAACUAAUGUCGGGAAGAAGAACUUUGGAAAGUUCAUUAACUUUACCGUACAGUUUAUUCAGCCAUUCACAGUAUCCGAAAAUAUGACAAACGUUGCAGCGGGCGUGUUCUCUGAUGUGGGCGAAAUAGUUUUUCCCUUUAAUUCGAGUUACAACAAAGCUUCGGUAAUUGUUGCUCUGGAGAAGAUUCUUUAUCCCAACAAAACUUCCAGUAACCUGACUGAUGCACUAACAAAAGCUAAGGAUGUAGCCUUCAUGGGUGACCGUGAUUCUGCUCCGGACGUCGUGGUCAUUCUGACCGACAAGAUAACGGAAAACGUAACGGUACCCGCCCAAGCGCUGAAGGAUGAUGGAGUAAAGGUGUAUCUGAUUGCGAUAGGCGAGGGCAGAAACGAAACUUUGCUAAGAAACGUACCAUCUGAACCAGAGAAAGAUCAUUUGUUCACUCCCCCGUCCUUUGAUGAGCUCGACUUGAUGUUGCCAGAGAUCCUCAUUGAAAUAAUUGCUGUGUCUGAUGCAUGCGAACCCAACCCGUGUGCAAACGGUGGAACGUGCACCCGAAUCUCUUCUGGUUCCAACUACACUUGCACUUGCCCUGUCGGAUAUAGUGGGAGAAAUUGCACUGUUGACAUCGAUAAGUGUACCCCUAAUCCAUGUAAGAAUGGUGGAACCUGUAUCGACAGAGGCUACCGAAACUACUGCAAGUGCCCAUUUUCUCAUGUUGGCAAAAGCUGUGACACAACUUUCAUUGAUCCCGGAAUUGACGUUCUCUUCCUGUUGGAUGGCUCAACUAAUGUCGGGAAGGAGAACUUUGGAAAGUUCAUUAACUUUACCGUACAGUUUAUUCAGCCAUUCACAGUAUCCGAAAAUAUGACAAACGUUGCAGCGGGCGUGUUCUCUGAUGUGGGCGAAAUUGUUUUUCCCUUUAAUUCGAGUUACAACAAAGCUUCGGUAAUUGUUGCUCUGGAGAAGAUUCUUUAUCCCAACAAAACUUCCAGUAACCUGACUGAUGCACUUAAAAAAGCUAAGGAUGUUGCCUUUAUGAGUGACCGUGAUUCUGCUCCGGACGUCGUGGUCAUUCUGACCGACAAGAUAACGGAAAACGUAACGGUACCCGCCCAAGCGCUGAAGGAUGAUGGAGUAAAGGUGUAUCUGAUUGCGAUAGGCGAGGGCAGAAACGAAACUUUGCUAAGAAACGUACCAUCUGAACCAGAGAAAGAUCAUUUGUUCACUCCCCCGUCCUUUGAUGAGCUCGACUUGAUGUUGCCAGAGAUCCUCAUUGAAAUAAUUGCUGUGUCUGAUGCAUGCGAACCCAACCCGUGUGCAAACGGUGGAACGUGCAGCCGAAUCUCUUCUGGUUCCAACUACACUUGCACUUGCCCUGUCGGAUAUAGUGGGAGAAAUUGCACUGUUGACAUCGAUAAGUGUACCCCUAAUCCAUGUAAGAAUGGUGGAACCUGUAUCGACAGAGGCUACCGAAACUACUGCAAGUGCCCAGUUUCUCAUGUUGGCAAAAGCUGUGACACAACUUUCAUUGAUCCCGGAAUUGACGUUCUCUUCCUGUUGGAUGGCUCAACUAAUGUCGGGAAGGAGAACUUUGGAAAGUUCAUUAACUUUACCGUACAGUUUAUUCAGCCAUUCACAGUAUCCGAAAAUAUGACAAACGUUGCAGCGGGCGUGUUCUCUGAUGUGGGCGAAAUUGUUUUUCCCUUUAAUUCGAGUUACAACAAAGCCUCGGUAAUUGUUGCUCUGGAGAAGAUUCUUUAUCCCAACAAAACUUCCAGUAACCUGACUGAUGCACUUACAAAAGCUAAGGAUGUUGCCUUUAUGAGUGACCGUGAUUCUGCUCCGGACGUCGUGGUCAUUCUGACCGACAAGAUAACGGAAAACGUAACGGUACCCGCCCAAGCGCUGAAGGAUGAUGGAGUAAAGGUUUAUCUGAUUGCGAUAGGCGAGGGCAGAAACGAAACUUUGCUAAGAAACGUACCAUCUGAACCAGAGAAAGAUCAUUUGUUCACUCCCCCGUCCUUUGAUGAGCUCGACUUGAUGUUGCCAGAGAUCCUCAUUGAAAUAAUUGCUGUGUCUGAUGCAUGCGAACCCAACCCGUGUGCAAACGGUGGAACGUGCAGCCGAAUCUCUUCUGGUUCCAACUACACUUGCACUUGCCCUGUCGGAUAUAGUGGGAGAAAUUGCACUGUUGACAUCGAUAAGUGUACCCCUAAUCCAUGUAAGAAUGGUGGAACCUGUAUCGACAGAGGCUACCGAAACUACUGCAAGUGCCCAGUUUCUCAUGUUGGCAAAAGCUGUGACACAAAUUUCAUUGAUCCCGGAAUUGACGUUCUCUUCCUGUUGGAUGGCUCAACUAAUGUCGGGAAGGAGAACUUUGGAAAGUUCAUUAACUUUACCGUACAGUUUAUUCAGCCAUUCACAGUAUCCGAAAAUAUGACAAACGUUGCAGCGGGCGUGUUCUCUGAUGUGGGCGAAAUAGUUUUUCCCUUUAAUUCGAGUUACAACAAAGCUUCGGUAAUUGUUGCUCUGGAGAAGAUUCUUUAUCCCAACAAAACUUCCAGUAACCUGACUGAUGCACUAACAAAAGCUAAGGAUGUAGCCUUCAUGGGUGACCGUGAUUCUGCUCCGGACGUCGUGGUCAUUCUGACCGACAAGAUAACGGAAAACGUAACGGUACCCGCCCAAGCGCUGAAGGAUGAUGGAGUAAAGGUGUAUCUGAUUGCGAUAGGCGAGGGCAGAAACGAAACUUUGCUAAGAAACGUACCAUCUGAACCAGAGAAAGAUCAUUUGUUCACUCCCCCGUCCUUUGAUGAGCUCGACUUGAUGUUGCCAGAGAUCCUCAUUGAAAUAAUUGCUGUGUCUGAUGCAUGCGAACCGAACCCGUGUGCAAAUGGUGGAACGUGCAGCCGAAUCUCUUCUGGUUCCAACUACACUUGCACUUGCCCUGUCGGAUAUACUGGGAGAAAUUGCACAGUUGUGUCUGAUCCAUGCCAACCCACGCCGUGUGCGAACGGUGGAACGUGCAGCCGAAUAUCGUCGGGUUCCAACUACACUUGCACUUGCUAUGCUGGAUACACUGGAAAGAAUUGCACAGAUGAUGUGGAUGAAUGCAAGUCAAACAACAGCUGUAGCGCUGAACAGAUGUGUGUCAACAUUUAUGGUGGUUAUAAUUGCUCCUGCAAAACCGGCUACUACGGCGAGAAUUGCACUUUGGAAUGCUCCAAGAAGGUCGACAUAGGAUUCCUAUUUGAUGGAACAAAAGAUGUCGAUAUGUCAUACAAGGGUAACUUCCAGCAGAGCCUGUCCCUGGCCACAACACUCAGCCAGCUGUUUGACAUUUCUAACGCAUCCGCCAGGAUUGCAGUCGCUGUCUACUCCAAUUACACGGACAGCUCUUUUAGCUUUGAUUCCCAUCUUACGCAUGCGAGCCUUAGAAACGCGAUAGAGAAGAUCGUGUACCCUAAUGGUGACCCGAGAAAUAUAGGAGCAGCCCUAAACAACUCCAUGCGGCAGCUCUACAACGAACCCCGACCACGGGUACCACGUGUUCUUAUCGUCACUGCACAUGAUCGCUCAAGUGAUGGCGUCUACGUUGCUUCUGAUAUGAUGCGAAGAAAUGGCGUUAUCAUAUAUGGAAUUUCAACUGGUGGUGGUUCCGAUAAAAAGCAUCUGGAAACGAUUGCGUCGGAUCCGGAUAAUGCUCACGUGUUCAAAAAAACGUACAAAGAGUUGUCUGGAGUUGCAUUUGCCGAGAUGUUAAGAGAUUCUAUUUGUGAAGCGAUUGUGACAUGUGCAUCUGUCCAGUGUUUGAAUGGCGGUACUUGCAGUGACUUGCCAGGCGGUGGGAUUACAUGCACGUGUAGCCGUGCAUACACAGGGCCCAGAUGUGAGAUUGCAAAAGCCCCAUGUUCUGGAGCCCCCUGCAAGAAUGGUGGAAUAUGCACCGAGAAUGGCGACCUCUUCAACUGUAAUUGCACAAGUACUGGAUUUACGGGACCGACAUGCGAAGAACCGCUCUCCACGUGUGACAGCUCGCCUUGCUUGAAUGGAGGGGUCUGUAGUAAUACCGAAACUGGAUUCAGUUGCGUCUGUCCCGUUGGAUUUGCUGGCAAAACGUGUGAAAAAUCCUGCUCAUUCCAAAGACUUGAUUUGGUAUUUGUGAUAGAUGCCUCCAGCAGUAUUGAGAAUGCCGCGAUCGGAAAUUUCCAGAAAGUUCGAAAUUACGUCAAGGGAGUAAUAUCAUUGUUUAACAUUUCUCAAGAGAUGACACAUGUCGGUGUGGUAGUUUACUCUACUGAUAUCGAGACGGUAUUAAGACUGGACUCAUCUUACGACAAAGACACUCUUCUAAAAAAGAUUGACGACUUGCCAUACCUGCGAGGUUGGACGUACACCGGAAAAGCACUUGACCAAGCAAGGACAGAUGUCUUUGCCAAAAGCAACCGGAGUGACGCUACAAAAGCCCUCAUCAUAACAACUGAUGGAUUAUCUAAUGACGUAGUCGAUGUUCCUUCCAAGAAGUUGCGUGACAUAGGCGUGACUAUGCUUAGUGUUGGCGUAGGAAAUCAUUUCUCCAUCGACGAGCUGAACACCAUUGCUACUGAUCCUGACUCUGAACACGUGUUUUCUGUCGAAUUUGACACUCUUCCCAGGAUAAUCAACACCUUGAAAGACAAGAUUUGUGUCGCAUCGGACGCAUGUUCUGAAAUGCCUUGCCAGAACGGAGGCACCUGCACCAGUAUUUUUUACAAAAAUUAUACUUGCACAUGCAGGAGUGGGUUUACUGGAAAACACUGCGAAACUGUCCAGGACCUUUGCGAGAAUGCAAUAAAUAAUUGUGGCGCGAACAAAGAUUGUAUUUCUUUCCCUGGAACUUUCAAAUGCGUCUGUAAGUCUGGUUACUAUGAGCUCCCAAGCAAGGACUGUAAGCAAGUUCCGGUUGCUAUCGAAAGCCGACGAUUAAAUCUUGGAGUGCUUCUUGUAUCCUCUGACAGUGUAAAAACAGCUGGUUUCUUGAGAGAGAAAUCGUUUGUUAUCGGGGUAUCUAAGUCUUUCGAUGUAUCACCCAACAAAACCCGCAUUGGCGUGGUAAGCUACUCAUCUGAUGCACAUAUCCACUUCAAUUUCAAGAAACAUAGUAAUGUGUCGUAUGUUGAAGAAGCCAUUAAUGAUAUAUCCUUCUCUGGCGGAGCAAAACGCAAUCUCGCUAGGGGACUAGACGCGACUUUUGAAGGACUUUUCAACUUCACGGACAUCCAGCCAAGUGAUAUCAAUGCACUAAUUGUGUUAACGGAUGGACGAGCUACUGAUGAGAUCGAUAUGGCUGCUCAGAGACUUGUCAACGAAAAGAAUGUCACUAUUAUUGCUGUUGGAGCUGGUCCUCAAAUUCGUCUAGCAGAGCUGCGCCGACUAGCGGGUCUAGCUAGUGAAAGUCCACUUCUCACUCGAAGAAUAAUACAAGCUGACAGCAUGGAAGAACUAGCCAGUUUUAUACCUGCAAUAAAGGAGUCUUUGCUAACAAUAAGCGAUCCUUGUCUUUUGAGCAUGUGUAAAAGUGGUUCUACUUGCUUAAAGUCUGGUUCUGACUUCCGAUGUCAGUGUCCUUCCGGAUAUACUGGUGCACUGUGUAAUGAUGCUGUUACGCUCUGCAAUCCAAAUCCAUGUCAAAAUGGCGGCAGUUGCUCUAUCGCAGAUGGUGGAUACACGUGCGCCUGUCCCGUAGAAUAUAUUGGAAGCAAAUGUGAAACAGAUGUCAACGAGUGUGCAAGAAACCCUUGCUUCAACAAUGUUACAUGUUCCAACCAGAUAGGAUCACACUCCUGCAGUUGUCCUAUUACCAGAGGCGGCAGGAAUUGCCAGAACCUUUGCAGGCAAUACUUCGACCUGACCUUCCUUGUGGACGGCUCCUCAAGCAUCAACUCUAAAGACUCAGGGAACUUCCAGCGCGCUCUUGACUUCAUACCUUCACUAGUAAAGCAAUUCAACAUCUCGAAUGACACUGUCAACGUAGGAGUAGUCACUUAUUCUGCGAGCCAGCAAGAAAUCAUUGCGCUUCCGUCUUAUAACAACUUUUCGGAUGUAGAAAAGCUUGUAUCUAAAGUACCAUAUCUCGGCGGUAAUACACUUUCCGGCGCAGCUCUAAACUACCUGCGCUGGGAGCAUUUGCCGCAGGGCCGACAAGAUGCUCGUGACAUAGUCGUCGUGAUUACGGAUGGUGUGUCCCAGGAUUUCGUUACUACUCCAGCACGCAGACUUCAGGAAAAUGGCACGGCUGUUAUAGUGAUCGCUGUGGGAGAAAAUUAUGACAAUGAUGAACUGAAAGCCAUGGCUAGUGACCCUGACGAUACUCACGUCUUUACUGUCAAUGUCAAAGAUAUGUCGAGCAUCGUCGACAAGCUGCGAGAUCAAAUUUGCAUUGCAUCCCAUCCUUGUGCUCUGAGUCCAUGUAAGAACGGCGGUUCCUGUUCGGGAGAUUUAAGUGGCUACACGUGCACGUGCGCAUUCGGAUGGACGGGUGUCAACUGCGAGAUCCGUGAUUUCUGUGCACUCGCUUCCGUCAAUGGCCCUGCGUGCUUCAAUGGCGGCGUCUGCACUAACACGCCUACCUCGUACACUUGCACGUGCGCUAGAGGAUUCCAUGGACUACGAUGCGAAGGAGGUUGUGGUUUCCGCGAGCUUGGGAUACGCGUUCCUAAUGAGUAUCGCGUGCCGGAUAUACACAUGUCAUCCUCCUCACACAGAGACAGGAACCAUGCUGCCUUCCGAGCUAGGAUAGGGAUGCAGGAGGUCGGACGCUGGAAGUCGGCCUGGUGUGCCAGGCAAAACGAUACCAAUGCCUACAUACAAGUAUUUUUUGACAUACUGACUAACGUAUCCCAGGUGGAAAUGGAAGGGCAUAUUGAUAAUGGAGUGCCAGUUGGGGUCCAAAAGUUCUAUAUCUCAGUCAGCAACGACUCCAAGACGUGGCAGGACUACAACGAUAAAGCAGAGUUUGACAUGGGUGAUACAUUCCGUGCUAAUCGCUCCAUUCCUUACGGUUUGCUUGGAUUUUACUUCCGGUUCUAUGUGACUGAGUGGAAUACCAUAAACAAAGGCUCAAGAUGCAUGCGAAUGGCACUCUACGGUUGCAGCUAUAAUGUAUCGAUAACGACUGAUACCGGAGCGAUAGAAACGAUUACUGUCUUCACGCCUGAUUCGGUGAACCCGAAUGCUGCAGGUCUGAUGAUAGCUUCAUUCCUAGCGUCCCUGAUUAUAUCCGUUAUCUUCUUGUUUGUGCCUAGCCAGCCUCCUGCUCCGCUAUCACCACCGCCAGCGUCCCAUGCCAACGGCAAAGUGAGCUUCGUUAAUAUGAAUUCCUCAUCCGAAAACCAGUACGCAUCGAUACCAACCGAUGUACCAGGUUUCGAACAGCAAACGGUGGUCAUGGAACUUGGUCCUGAAUUCACCAAAAUCAAGUCAGAAGUCGAGUCCUCGUUGCAAGUAGAAUCCUUAGGGCCAGAAGACCCGGGACUUUUCCAAGAAGAAAACAAGAUCUUCUCAUUUAACAGAGUGAUUCAAAUAGAGAAUGAAACCUAUGAGACUUAUUUGUAGUUGAAUAUGGAGUAAAGGAAUGUGAAACCUCUUUUUUAAUGUAGGAAUCUCUCUUUUGAAAAGGGAAAGCUGUGGUAUUUCAUAGUUGUUUCCCAAAAAUGCGUGAAAUUCGACAAAAAUACCCUUUGAGUGUGUGCAAAGUUAAGUUUUAUAUGGUAUUUUACGAGUUUUUGGAAACCCUUCUAUUGAUAAGUAAGUAAUGGUUUAUUCUUUGUAGCUAGCUACAGAUAAUGUCGAAAUUACAAACAACGAUCGGUUAGAAUUAAUGCUUUUUAUGAUAAUGAUCAACCGAAUCUAAAUAGUUGUAGCUUGUUGUAAUGAUUUAGCUAGGUUUAUGACACUAAAAAAAAAACAAUAAAACUGUAUAACUUUA